AUGGGCAGUCCAGAACUGAAAUACCAGACAGGCCCCCAUGCAAUAAGAGGUACCGCAACAACAGAUAAUCAGUUACCCAAAAUUGUAAUCCAAUAUGUCAUGUACCCUACCAAAAUACAGGUGUGGAACUGCACUCAUUCCCAGGUGAUAUGUAUCCUGGUGCAAAAAUAGAAAAUGGUCCAGGCACUCCAAGAUUCAAAAAAGGUAAAUUUAUUGAACCCACUGCCACUCACAACGUUUCGACCUACACGGUCUUUGACAAGCUUGACACAGACCGUGUAGGUCAAAACUUUGUGAGUGGCAGUGGGUUCACUAAAUUUACCUUUUAAGUAGCUUGGAGUGCCUGGACCAUUUUCUACAUACCCUACCUACCAAUGAGAUGCAUUUAAUCCUUUAUAAGACUACUGUAGUCCAAGAGAUACACAUAGCUCUCUAUGUUCUGGUGACUUGGACCACAAGUCAAGAAGACUAUGAGCAAACUUCUAUCUCCUACUUCUCUUCUUUUACAAUGCCUCCACCUUACUGUAUUUUCUAAUUAGUUUAACUUGCAAUUUGCAAGGCUAAUCUAGAUGUAAUGCUGCUGUUAAUUGCAAAUCUAGUCUCUUCUUCACUUGACUAUUUAAUUGGCCAUCUCUUGACUCAACACCACCAAGAUAUGUUCUAAAUACACUGUGGCAAGACUAUGGAGCGAAUCUGAAGAACCUGCUUUAAGAGAAAAGCAAACUGACUUUCUUCGUCUUUCCUGUAUAAUUGUUUACUACUAUAUAGUCUUAUCUUACAUAUUGAUUUUGGCUGGGAUUCCACUUCAUCAGUAAGUGCUAUGUUGCUCUCCCUAUUAGUUUUAAGGGUUUUUUCAGUCCUAAAUUUAAGGGUAAUUAAAAAAACUAAAAUAGAUGCUUCAAUAUUUUAUAGAAAUUUUAUUUAUUUAGGCAAGGUGCACAAGUAAAAUCCCAAACCAUAAUAUGGGUCUACUUUCUAAAACUGGAAACAUUUCAUGGUUUCCAAGGACCGUUAUCCCGUUGUUGCCCUACAAGAAUAACCCCAAAUGUGACUUUCUUGUUGCUGUAAUUUGAUGAACGUGCCAGGUUCCCAUACACUUAACUGUAUUAACAUUUUUGUAUUUGAGUGAGCCACACAAGACCUUGUUUACAUUCUUUACAGUUCUGGACAGUUUAACAUCAUUUAACAUUUCUUCUAAGGCGUAUUCCCAGUGCAAAAUAUAGGAAUGUCAAAGGGUGAACUUUAUGCCUUUCUUUUCUGUUUCAUUGACUGUUAUAUUCCAUUAUUGACAGUAUUUAUUUACAGUUAUAGUUCAACAAGUGAAUAUUUUGUGUUCUCUUUUUGUCUGUAGAUUAUAGUUCUGGUUCCAAGGUUACCAAGCAAAAUAUAAAAGAAAAAGAGAUAGUUAUUCAAGCGGGUCAGCCAAUCAAUAUCACAUGCAGGUAAGAAUGUGCUUGUAAUUUUAAAGGCAUAUAUAGAUAUACAUUUAUAUGUUAUUUCAAUGGCAUAAUCUCACUUGCUGCCGGGACAAAACCUUAAAAAUAUAUUACAAAAACUAAUGUAAAAGUGACAUAAUAAUGAAUCGGGUUUUAAAGAAACUGUUUCUGAAUGGUUUGACUUUUUACCGGCCACCUAAAAUGGUUUCAUCCCUUACAUUGGUGGGUGGGGAAGGAGGGGCAUCAGGGCACUUCAGGCACAUUAAACAUUACAGUGUUCUCCAGUGGUUAAGGUGUUUGGAGUGUUCCUUUAAUAGAAAAUAAUACCAUCUCAGCAUUAUGGACAUGUUGAUUACUUUUUCUAUCUCAAGAUUCAUGAUAUCUCCAGCAGACAAUCGUCCCUGUUACCUUGCUCACUCCGUACUGGGAGGACUGUUGUAGUGCAUGUUUAGAGACACUUGCUCUGAAUUUGUGAUGAAUUACAGGACAUCUCAGCCCAAACACAAAUACUUCAGCAGCACCCGACAUAUAGACAGCUCUGGCUGGUCUCCCGGGCAGCCUAUCAUCCUGGUGCUGAAUGUAUCAUAGACAUGUUCCCUCCAAGCUUCACUCCAUCAUCCCUUCCUCUCUGAUUUCAGACCUACCACACUUGCCAGGUUCUCUCCAGAAAUCAAGAACCUCAUUAUUUUACAAACACGUCUGCUUAAUGUAUCCUCUCUCUUUCUCUCGCUCUCUCUGAUAGAGACAGGUUUCCUAAUUUACAUGUCUUUGUUUUACAGUGGUGAUAGAAACAUUUUCUGGAAAGUUCCUACCAGCUUAGAACAUAAUAAGAGGCUGCGCAUAGCACCAGCUGUUUGUGAUGGAGAUCUAAAGACAAAUUGUCACAGAGAACUAAUUGUGAACCAGUCUAAUAUAAGUGACACUGGAUUGUAUAUCUGCAAAUCAUCUUCUUCAACUGAAAAAAGGAGCAGAAUUAUUACUUCGGUCUACAUAUUUAUUACAGGUAAAUAUGAGUUCUCUAUUUUUCAAUAACUACAGAAAACAGUGUUAUUAGAAAUGACAUAUCAUGUUUGACUGAUGGCUGAUGUUAUGAUACAAUGUUCAAUAUAAUAUUCUCUCUACUACUGUUUAAACCCAUUUGCUGUUUUCAUUUGUUCAUAUUAAUUCCAAAAACUCCACCACCACCACCAUAGUUGGCAAUUGUCUCAAUAAGAAUUUAUGUUCUAGCCGGUUAUCUUGACCAAUUUACAUUAUCUGGAUGCAUUACAAAUUCACUUAGUCAAAUAGAGGCAGGAGGAAUAGUUGCACCAGUUAUCAACCUUAUAAUGUUGGGCAUACGACAAGCAUCCCAACUCCUACCAUAUGAUAUCUAAUAUUAAAAAAAUGAAUGAAACAAAAGUAUUCUUGGAUAACAGGAAUUAAACUUGGCAGUGUGAGUCUAGCCAGACCCUAGGAUCAUUGUAAUAUAUGUGAGACCCAACUUCCCUGUCAUGCACAUAUUACUAUAUAUUUUGUCUACUCUGUGAUAUGAAAUUAAUCAAUCAUGCACCUUUUUGUUAUAGAGCAAAUAUAAUUUCAUGCAAAGGAUUUGAUUCUCAAAGGGUGUUUCUCUUUUUUUUCGUUUGCUUGCUGAAAAGACUAUUGUUUUCUUGUUUGCUUGUUGAAAGGACAGCUAAAUUACUGUCCUUGGCUGAACUUUUGUACCCCUAGUUUAUCCAUUGGCACUCUUUACUUCCCCUGGGCCAGACAUCCCCAGUGGUCGUCUCUGUGGAAAUAAAGAUAUAGGGGAGGUUACCUCUGAGAAGUGUUGUCCAAUGUGUUUGUUUUCUCCAAGUUCUUGUGCAGCAUGAGAUGAACUCAAGGUAACUGUGGAGUCAAAUGCUACUGGAAAGGACCAUGGGCUGUAGAGAGUUUGGCAAUUUUAGUGGAAGGAUGCCGGUUCUUCAGAUCUUUGCUCGGAGGCGUCAGUGAUUCCUGCUCUAAUAAUUUAUUCUAAGUUUUCCUGGCUCUACUUGUAUUAAUAAAUGUUAUGGAGACAGAAAUUUGGUUUAGAUGAUCGUAAAUAGUAAUCAACUUAAUUAAGUGAAACAAAAGUUCUCUUUGGCUGAGAAAUGCUAAACUUAGAAAUCAAAAAGUUUAAUAAACAAAAAAUAAACAUGUGGAUGUAAUACUACGACAUUCUGAAUUGAACGUUCCUAUCCUGACAUCUCAAGAUACAUUUUUGUGUGUGGAGGUCAUAGAAGUUUCUCACCAGCACUAAAUGAUAAUACAUGGAAGCAUAGCUUUUCAUGACCAAUACCGAAAGCCAAAAUUAAUUAUUGGGUCAACUACUAAGAGUUCAGGUGUACUUUUAUUUUUUUAAUUCAUGACUUAUCCUUGAAGUUCCUACUGCCAGAUUGGUGAAAAUUGUUUUGUAGCUUAUAACUUCUCAUAAACAUUAUGGAUUUAGAAGACUAGUGUACCCAACCAACGUAAUUAUUUCUUUGCUAAUGAAUUAGUAUUUUGUUAAUAAAUGUGUAAAACCCAGGGCUUGGUUCUGUUAGCAGAUUAAUGGUUUACUCUACUUACUGAAUGGUAAUUUUCCUUCAAACAUCAAUUGAGAAAAUGCUAUUAAUUAAACAGAGUAAACCCUUACUCUCUGCUAAAAGAAUUUAGCCUUCUAUAUCCAAAUGGAACAUGGCACUGUUGUAGAGACUGCAGAAUCGUAGAGCGCCACUGAUGUUAAACAAUACGGGAAUUUAAUGCAGGCAUAGAUUCAAAAUAGAGACUAGAUUGUGACAACAGCAAGAAAGGUCAUUGUUUAUUAAGGGGUUACAAAUAAUUUCUUAUACAACUCUUUGUUACCUAUCAUUGAGUUAUUCACUCAGGCGUGUUUAAGUAUAUUGACUUGGCAACUGGGGUGGUCACAGGAGACUGGUAGACCUGGCAGCAGAGAGUGGUGACAUUGUGUCUGCAAGCAGAACUUUGAGUGUUCUUCCUCCGCCUUAAAGUGUUAUCUUGGCAGAAUUCAGGAAAUAACUGUUAUGCACUUGUAAUGAUUGGAUAUUGUUUUUUAAUUUUAUAACAUGAAUGAAUCGUCCUUGGGGAUCUAUAGUAAUUAGUUCUCCAGAUGAUUACAAGUAGAGAGCUAGCAACCCUUUCAUGCAUUUACCACCCCUGAAAAACAACCCUCUUGUUUUUCUCCAACAUAUUCUAAAGUCCCUCUAUUUCCUAUAAUUACAAAAGGAGAGGAAAUUAUAGCUGAAACAUGUUACUUAACAUAUAAUUUGAUUGCCAAUAUGAAAACAACAAUCUCUUGCUCGAUGCAAUAAACAAAGGUCAGAUUUCCAAUAAGUAUGUAAUAGUACGUAUUAUUUUUAACAAUACAAUAAGAUUUUUCCAAUCUACUGAAAAUAAACCUAUUUUAUAUUCUAGCCUGUUCGGGGCCUCCAAGCCUGCUCAUAGGUAGCAAACAGAGGCUGGUUCCGUGUAUCAUUUUUCUUCUGUACCAUUUUACGUUGUUGCCUAAUUUGAGAGUCGAUAAAAAAUAGCACAAUUUAUUAAAAAAGCACAAAAUAUUAAAAAACUUAAAAGACAAUUUAAAAACAAGUCCAACUGCUUAUUUGUCAUAUGACUUCUGGGCAAAAAAAGUCUAUAAGGUUACAGAAAUAUAUUUAUAAAAAUGGAUCAGAUACAUUUUUGAUCAUUUUUGACAAUUUGGUACUUUGGUUUUCUAGGAAUCCAUCCCCUUUCUUUUGUAUUAGAAAAUCUCUGUUCUGGUCAAAAACUGUCAUCAGACAUUUUCUGUGCACCACCAUGCAGCAUCUUAAAAACGUGUUAUUUUUUGUUGGUUAUCUUAACACUAUAAUACUCAUCAAAAUAAAAAUCCUGAUCGACUGCCGUCAAGACUUGCUCUAUCUAAGCUUGUAUUUUUUAUUAUCAAUAACUGUCACUGAGCGUUUGGAAAAGACGUUGCAAUCUGAAGAUGGCCACCCCACAUUGAAUAGAUUUUAAUUUUAUAUUUGGUUAACUAUAUAUACAUUUAUUGUAGGCACAGUUUAAUCAAUAUAAUAUCAGAAUUUAAGGAUUAUCGUAUCAUUUUUUCACAGUGCCACUUUACACGGAAUGUUUUUGUACGUGCACUAUAACCUAUGCAAUGAGUAUAUGAUGCUUCAAGUGCCCCUUUAAACUUUUAGAAUAUUGCAAGUACAAAAAGCUUAAAAGCAGGUAAUUCAUUUUUAUUUUGAAAGAAAAUCCCUGAAUACUUUGGCUUGAUGAAGAGACACCAAUCUAGGACAACUGAUAACCCAAAUCUCACUUUUAAAACGAUACUUAACAUACAGGUUACAUAAUUAUUAUUAUGUUAUUAUUUAUAUAGUGCCAACAUAUUCCGCAGCGCUUUACAGUGGGUGGACGAACAGACAUGUAGUUGUAACAAGACAAGUUGGACACACAGGAACAGAGGGGUUGAGGGCCCUGCUCAAUGAGCUUACAUGCUAGAGGGAAUGGGGUAAAGAGUACUUUGUGAUAAUGUGAUAAUGUGAACUAGUCUACAUAAUACCAUAAACAGAGAACAUAGCACCUUUCUCCCAGUGAGACUCAAAGAACUUUUCAGCUCUUGGAAUUAACCAAAUUGGCAGGUUAAUUAAUUAAAGCUCAGUUAAUGUAAUAUAAUACGUUAGCAUCCUUGUAAUAUGUAUGUGUAUAUUAUAUAUACUGGAAUGUAUUUAUUUUUUUAAACACUUUCCUGCAAUGUGUGCUAGCAUGUUGUACAAUAUAAUUACAAUUGCUGUGUUAAGAAUGCAGCGUCUUUCCCCAAAAAUGUGCUGAGUAUUAACUUAUAGUGAUUUAUAAAGAAGAGGGAAGUGGUGGUUGGUGAGUCAUAGACUGGACUGAGAGAGAGUAGCGGAAGGCAGUGUUGGAGAAACAAUGAAAUAUCUCCGUGACCGGAAAGGUGACAGCUUGACUUUAGAAGAGGAUCUCCUAGUAUUGCAAACAGAUAUUCUUACAUGUACAGUAAUGACUCAUAGUUGUGUAUGGGGGUUGCCACUUUAUGAAUGACUGCCAAGUAACAGCUCAAAGUGAAUUAAUUUUUAUAGUUUAAACAAGAGAGCAUUAUUUUUAAAGAUACAGUAUUGGAAAAAAAUUCAAAAAAAUUAUAGUCUCCUUGUAAUUUCAAAACGAGAUACAGCAAACUAUUUUUAUUAGUAAAAAACAAAGAAAAACAAGUUACCUGCGCUCUCUCCAAAGAGUCUAAAAACUAUUUUUAUUGCUCCUAUAAUUACAAUGUAACUUAUUAUGACAAAGUCCCCUUAAUUAGUUGUUCUCAUGUGCUUUUUUUUUUUUUUUAUACAAUAAAGAAGAUGAACUCUUCUAAUAGUGUAAAUGUCGGGUGCAGCUGCAAACUCUCUCCUGUGUGAGUUGAAAAACUCCUGGAUCCACGUGGUUGAGGAAUAAAUUCAUAUUAAAGGACCACUCUAGGCACCCAGACCACUUCAGCUUAAUGAAGUGGUCUGGGUGCCAGGUCCAGCUAGGCUCAACCCAUUGUUUCAUAAUUAUAGCAGUUUCAGAGAAACUGCUAUAAUUAUGAAUGGGUUAAGCCUUCCUCCUAAUCCUCUAGUGGCUGUCUCAUUGACAGCCACUAGAGGCGCUUGCGUGCUUCUCACUGUGAAAAUCACAGUGAGAGCACGCCAGCGUCCAUAGGAAAGCAUUGUAAAUGCUUUCCUAUGAGACCGGCUGAAUGCGCGCGCAGCUCUUGCCGCGCGUGCGCAUUCAGCCAGCGGGGCGUAACGGAGGCGGAGAGGAGGCAGAGAGCUCUCCGCCCAGCGCUGGAAAAAGGUAAGUUUUUACCCCUUUCCCCCUUCCAGAGCCGGGCGGGAGGGGGUCCCUGAGGGUGGGGGCACCCUCAGGGCACUAUAGUGCCAGGAAAACGAGUAUGUUUUCCUGGCACUAUAGUGGUCCUUUAACGUUCGUUCAGUGUUUCUAUUUGAAAUAUGUUUAGGUUUCAAAUGACCUUCCCUGCUUCAGUGUAGGGAGUGGAGCAGGGAAGACCAUGGAGACUAACUGUUGGCCUUCAAACACUCUCUGAUACAAGGUGUGUGUAUAUGGCUGAUGGAUCUUGUCAUAUACUAAAGGGAUGAUGGUUUUCUCAUUUUUUACAUAUACUUAAUUUUAAAAAUUAUUAUUUCCUUUCAAAACUUGAUAAAAGUAUUAUAAUAGAAUGAGUUUUGUGGUGAAAGUUGUCCUUUAAUAUUAGACAUUUAUCAGUAAAUAUGUUUCAGAAUUAUUUCCAUUUUUAACAGUAAAAUUGUUGUCAGGUGUGAAAUAAUUAGCAUAUAUUGUGCGAAAGUUAUUCUGAAUUUUUUUUAUCUUUUACAGAGAAAAACAGUCCUUUUGUAGAGAUGAAUAAUGCUUUGCCGAGCGCAGUCGAAGUCAUUGAUGGAAAGCCAUUUGUUAUCCCAUGUCGGACUACAUCUCCAAAUAUUACUGUCACUUUACGUAAGGUCAGUAAAAUAUGUGGCACAUAAUCUAAUCAAUAUUAACCCUUCAGGAUCCACAACUUUAGUGUUUAGAGUUUUGCCUUGCUCUGGUUCUGAAAGGCUUUAACCCCUUAAGGACCAAACUUCUGGAAUAAAAGGGAAUCAUGACAUGUCACACAUGUCGUGUCUUUAAGGGGUUAACCCCCACCCCCAAAAAAUGGUUUAAUUUCUGGAAACAUAGCACAGUCUGAAAAAUUAUUCAAGCUGUGUCUUCAGUUUCACCUAUUUUGACCUAUAAUGUUAAAUUUGUUUUGAAUCCUAAACAAUUUAAAUGAUUUAAAAAAUAAAAAUAAAAGGUAGACUCAUUGCAUAUUCCAACUUGUACGGAUGAGAAAUGUGUUUUCAACCCCUAGACCCUUAGGUGUUAGUAGGACUAAGGGAUGCCCAAGGUAUGCCCAAACCUCCGACCUCUGAGCAUUUAAUAAGACCCUCUAACCGUUUGGGUGUAAUGGGCCAAAAGGUACAGCUCACCUAAGGAACCUAUAUUCCUGGUCUCUCACUAAGCAGAUCAUUUACACUUAAAAAACUGUUGUGUUUUGUUUGGUUUAUUUUUACAACCCCAAACCUUCAACAUGAGUUAGUAAAUAAACAUCUUUAAGUGAUCUACUCCAUUCAGAAACUGGAUGGUAAAACCCGUUGAUAAGUAUUUCAUAUGUAUUUUAAAGAAAACGAACAUCAGAAUAAAAAAACAAAACAAAAAACAAUUAACACAUUUUUUUUUUUUACUCAAAGAUUCAAUGAUUUUCUGAAGUAUUAAAGUGUACCUAACAUAAUUGCUGUUUUACAUAAUAUUCUAUAAUAUCAGACAAUAUAGACAAUAACAAAAACUGAAUUUUCACAGUGCUAAAAAAAAUUAAAAUUCAAUUUAAACGUAUGCACUUACAGAGUUAUUCAAUAAAGUGAGAAUUCAAAGUGAAUUAAAAGUAAAUUUCAAAUUGAAGUCCAAAGUAGCUGAAAGCAUAGUUUACUUAGAGAAUGGUUCCACUUUGGCUAUUAACACCUUAUAUUUAUAUUUCACCUUGAAUUCUCCCGUAGUGAAUAACCCUUUUUGUGUUUCACAUGGCCUACCUUACUUUAGGUAGGUCACCUGCCAAGACCUGUCUGUCUGUCUAGUUUUGUUAUAUUUGGAUAAAAGUUGCUCUUAAAUUGGAUUUUUUUUCCCCCUUAGUAAUUCUAGUCAUUGAUCACUGAUUGUGGUUGAUCGACUGUAAUGUAUGUAAAUACAUGUAUUGAAUAUAUAACUCUGUAAAGCAUAGUUUGUCUUUUGGUGCAUCUUCUUCUCAUAGUCCUCCACAACCUCAGUCUGUUCUAAUUUAGCAAUCAUAGCAGAGCUCUGAGAUAAUUUGUAUUAAACAAUGUUCCUUCCUUCACAGCAGUGUGUGGACAAUGUUCAAGAUUUAUGAAUCCAUCUUCAUUCACAUGUACAAUCUGCAUUGUCUCCAUAACUUUGAAGUGAGAAGUUAAUGUUCUUGUUCCUUAAACAGUGAACUUUGCAGCUGGCAGAAGAGGCCAAAGUCAUUAGGUCUAUAUCCUGUGUUGACAGGAUUUCAGAAGGUUUUCGUUUUAGAGUCACGUUUUUCAUGUCCUAAUCAACUCAUCUGCGCAUUCCAAUAACUUUGUGCAUCCCUCCAGUGUUUUUUAGAUUAUGUAACCCUUGUACGUUAGUGGUGCUAGUUCCAAUUUAGUUUAUACUUGAAAACAUUCACAGCAUUGAGAGAUUUAAUAUAGUUCAGCUUGCUAGAUACUACUAGUGACCUUUUAGACUUUUCCAAAGAUCUUCCAGGUAUUCCCGUCACAGACAUUUUGUAGAAUUCAACAAGUUUUUUCCAAAUCAUUUUUUGGGGAAAAUUAUUCUUAGUACUUAUCAUCCCCCAAUCCUUUCUUGAAAGUAUUCAAUGUUUUACCAAAUAGAAGUUUAAACCAGACAUCUUCUCUCCUAAGGAAUUUAUGCUCAAGACUUUGUGAAAGUGGGUUUUUCAAAAAUAUGUCUUAGAAUUUUUAUGUAAUUUGUUUUUUUCUGAAUACUACUGGACAUCACAAUGCACCUUUAUUUCUGUAAGGAGGAUAAUGAACAGACUAUAUUGAGAUGUUGAAAUCUUUCCAUAUAUUAAGUGUAUUUGCAUUUCGGGAUCUUAUCUUCUGAUACUCUAUGUAUUGUAUGGCAUGUUUUAAUGGGUCUGAAAAUGUUAUCCAUCUAUGUGGGGUUCCUUCUUGGGAAUUUGAAACGUUUGAAGAGAAGGAUGCAUCUGUAGUCCAUUCUGCUUUUAUCUGGUACAAAUAUCUUUGCUUUUAGCCAAAGCAGCUUUAAAUUACACUUACAACAACAACAUUUUUCAUAAGCUCAGGAGGUCAAUUUGAUGUGAGUCUUGCAGCAUCCAUGAUCAGCACGUUUUCCAUAUAUUUAGCUACCAGAAGGAGUUGUCUAUUUAUUGACCUUUCUAGAUUUUAUGAUGCUCCAGGUUAUUUAAUCUAAUGGACAUGAAACUCCUAUCCUACUGUAGCUAUACUUAUUGUACCCCUUCAAUAAUUUCUGUAUAUCUAGUCUACUGCGAUAUACUUCUACUGUGCCUUCCAUCUAUUUUAAUAUAGGUUAGAAUGUCCUAAAUACAAUACAUCUGUGAAUAAAUUAUAAAUGCACACAAACAUACAUUAUUUUAUUUAUAAUUUUUUUAUAGUGUUAUUUGUUUUAUAUUUAUAAUAAUGAUUCUUAGGCAGACACUUGAACAAUGACUCUGUGCUGUUUUCUAUGCAGUUUUUAUAGUUUAGAACUCAUUAGCUUUAUUGCAAACUCUUUGAGAGCCCAGCAGAGAAUUGAAGGUUCUAUUUUUAACUAGAUGAAAGGUCUAUAAAUAUAAUUUUGUUGUUUCUUUCUUGGACACACAAGCAAUUGUUUGCAUUGACAUCUUAACGAUCGUAAAGAUUAGACGCUGAGAAGAAAGCCGUUUCCAAUUAAGUCAAUGUAUAUAUUUAUACGAUGGGAAGUUUUUUUCAGGAUUUUCUACAUUUAGAUAGUCAUGUCUGCUGCACCCCUGCUGAGAUUUAGACCUAAUGCAGGAUUUAACCAAAAAUAAAGCAAAUCACUUUACGCUAUUUCGUAACACAGUUCAUCAAGAGACUAGAGUGCGUGACCUUACAAUUUCCUCUUGUACUAAAGAAUAUCGGGGGCGCUUUUUUUGUGUGGCUAUCUAUAGAUCUUAUGCAUUAAGAUGUUUUGGUAAAAAUAUAGAUUUGUAAAAAAAAUGCAUCAAAUAAGAAUCAACCGGAGGCAUCUAAACUGUAAUAUACGCAAACAAAAUUGCUUAUAAAUCCAAAGAUCAAAAGCUAAUUCUAUUAUUUUACUGCUGUGAAAAACUUUUAUCAAACUACAUUUAGGUUAGGAAAUCUGAGCUGUGCCGUGCGGUAGCAACAUUGCCAGUAAAUGUAUAAAUCAAAAGCUAAUGUUUCUUUUCUAAUGCAAAAUUAUACACAAACAUAACCUUCAUAAUACAUUACCCACAAUGGCCUCUGUUUCCUUUUGUCUAGCUUUACCAAAGGGGUGGAUAUUUAAUCCACAUUAUGGUUUGAUCUCUGCCUAUGUUACUGUUUAUUAUUGUUAUUAAAAUAUUUAUUGCUUUAUUUCUACAGGUUUGUUUUUUUUGUAUUAUAGUUUUAAUUAACCCACUCAUUUAUAUGUCACAUUAUGUUUUACCCUCCUGUUCACACUAUUUGGAAUAUUAUUUGUCGAUUAGCUUUUAUAUUUGCAUUUUAUAGAUAACUAUUAGUAAUGUCAUUCUUUUUGAUCUUUUUAGGCAUUCUCCUCUGAAUUAAUUAUUCCUGAUGGUAGAAACAUUACUUGGGACAAUAAAAGAGGAUUUAUAAUUAAAAAAUUAACGCAACACCAUGAUCUCCUGAAAUGUGUUGUUUUAUCUGAUGACGCUAAGGAAAUUGAUGUAUUUUAUCUUAUUACCAAAACAUGUGAGUAGAACAUUAGCCACCAAAUGGAUUUUGAUUGAGUGCUUGCUAAUGUUAAAUGUUAAUGCCAAUGUUUAAACAUUGAUGUGUAAUUACUGUUUUUUUUUAUCCCAGCUACUGCUCUCUACAGUAUGAAUCUUAAUGUGUCAAGCUCCAUCAAGCUUUUGAGUGGAAGUUUUCUUUCAAUUAAUUGUAUGGUUACGACUGAGUUGAAUGGAAGAGCUGAGCUACGGUGGGAUUAUCCUGGAAAGGUAAGAACCUACGUAUCUAUUGCAGCGUCUCACAUUCAGUCACCCAGUGAUUGGAUAUCUGGACUUUUUUUUAAGUCAUGGAAGGCAUUGCACAAAGCAUUUAACAGUCGGCCCCCUCGUCAUUCAUAAACUGCCUAGCUAGUGAGGGAAUUACAACUACAAUUAUUUAUAUAGCACCAACAUAUUCCGCAGCACUGUAAAUCUUAAAGGAGCACUAUAGUGCCAGGAAAACAAACUAAUUUUCCUGGCACUAUAGGAUCAUUAGGUCCCCCCCACUCUCAAGGACCCCCUCCGCUGGGCUGAAGUGGUUAAAUCCCCUUCAGCCACUUACCUUUUUCCAGUGCCGGGCUCCCUCUGUGCUGGGGAACCCUCCUUCCCCUGCCGACAUCAGCGCCGAAUGCGCAUGCACGGCAAGAGUCGCGCGCUCAUUCAAACCGCCUAUUUGAAAGCAUUUCUCGAUGCUUUCCUAUGGACGUCCAGCGUCUUUUCACUGUCUCGCGCAAGCGCCUCUAGCAGCUGUCAGUGAGACUAGAUUAACCCUCAGUGAAACAUGUUUUCAGCUGCAGGGUUAAAACUAGAGGUACCUGGCACCCAGACCACUUCAUUGAGCUGAAGUGGUCUUGAUGCCUAUAGUGGUCCUUUAAUUAAUUAUGUCCCUCUCCUAAUCCAGAUAGGCACAGAUUUGCUCCUUAUGUAUUAUAGCAAAGAACAGCUAAUAUAUAGCCUAUCACCUAAUGUGGAUCUUCAAUUUCAAAGCCAUUUUACCAUCCUCUAGGCAAGCAAAGGAACAUGGAGUGCUCUCUGUUGGGUGUAUCCACUAUAUCCUAUGAUAACACUUAAUGUUUUUUUCUGCAGCUUAACAAAGUAUACUUUUUGGCAUGUUACUAGUGAUGAUACUACCUAGUUCUUUUAAGAUUGAUCUGCUUUUUUAGCUGCCAUUUUUUAUAAACUCUAAACCUCUGAACCCAGAACAUCUUGGCACACGUGGCACAACAUUGCAAAAUGAGCAAUGCUGUUUUGCCAACAGGAUAUUAUUUAGAAGAACUACAGAUUGCACAUGCAGUACCAACAACUUUAACCCUUCUGAGUUUUUUAGGUCUUGGAAAUUGUUAUUGCCCCUAAUUAUAAUAAGAUAUCUUCUGCUCUAGAAAUAUGGACAGCUGGCUUCUAUACUAAAAACAAAAAUGGAUCGUUCAAACUCUACUUACCAUCGCUUCAUCAGCACACUUGUUAUUCCAAAAGUGCGGAAAAUUGAUGAAGGAGACUAUCAAUGCACCGCAACCAAUGGUCAUAAUAGAGUAUUUGCCCUCACAACUGUACAUAUUCAAAGUAAGUGUUGUUAUUUAUCACACUGUACAGUAAAAUAUCUGGAAUAUACCUUAGAGCAAGGGUAGUCAGUCAACUCAAAUUGGAAGUUAUAGAUCCACCUCAAGGAAGAGCUUCAUUUAGAUUAUCCUCGCUAAUAAAGAAGUAGACCUUUUUAAACAUUAAAUAAUUUUCAGUAUUCAGCAAAGAGUGUCAUGUAGCACUUACAUGGUUAGAAAGAUCCACAUCUUCUAGAGAAGUGAUUCUAGAAUGAAACACAUUACAGAUCGUUAUCUUGAGAUGAUAAAUAUCAUUAGUGAAUUCAUGUAUUUGAAUGCUGAGUUCUGAAAUUUCAAUGCUAGAUGGAAUUGGUGUUAGAAUAUAUAUUGGAGGUGGCACUUUCUUUAAUAGAAAUGUCUUUUUAUCUUUAGAGAAGCCAAGCAUUAAAGCUCAACCCCGAAAACAAGGCACCCUCGAGGCAGUUGCUGGCCAAAGGUCUUUAAAAAUUGCGGUGAAAGUGAAAGCCUUCCCUUCACCGGAGGUUAGAUGGUGAGUUCAAAAUAAACAUUUCCUGUUGGCUUUUCUGAAUAGUAAGUACAUAUGAAAUUAUAGUUUGAAUCAUUGCAACGGAACUCACAGGAGGAAAUAUUGAUUCUGUCUUCAGCAUUAUUUCCCUAUUGUAUAACCAUUAGUUAAUACUUUAUUUAUCAACAUUAUCAUUCCAGCUCUUUGUUCUCCUUUUGAAAGAAACCAUCAUUUUAAACAAACCAAUUUUGAAAAAUACCUGCUUAUUGUGCAACUAGAAUUUGUAGCACUUCCUUUAAGAUUGACAGCACUCAUAUAUCCUAAAAAACGAGAUAUAUGAAGAUAUUAGAUCACAGACCAUAACAUAUUUUUAUUUUCAGGGUUAUUUACUAAAAUGCUAAUUCAAAGUGAAUUUCAAAUUUAAGUUCAAAAUGGCUGAACUGGAAACAUUUUCUAAGUCAGCUCUGCUUUCAGUUUGGCUACUAUGGCCUUCAAUUUGAAAUUCAUUUUGAAUUUACUUUGAUUCCUCACUUUAUUGAAUAACCAUUUUUGUGCUUAGAAUCAACUAACAUAAGCUUGUUACUUGUUCAUUAUAUUUGUUUGUGGUUUACGUAAAUUUACCAUUGUAACCAGUAUUUUGGCAGCAAUGUGGGUUAUUCAAAAAAAAUUCUAAAAAAUUAUUAUAUUCAAAACACCUUUUGCAAACAAUGUUAUCUAUGCCCGAUCUAAGGUUUGUGAAUUGCAGUUAAAUUAGCUUAAUGUCAUAUGAUAUGAAACAAAGGUUUUUAUGAGAAAUUUAAUUAAGGAAAAUAUAAAAGGCUCCAUGCAUCUACCCUUUCAGUUCUUAAAAUAGAAAGGCGAUAUAAUGCCUAAGAUGACUGAUUACUAAAGAGUGUUUUGCUGUGAGUUGGCAGGCAACUUGUCUGACAGGUCAGAUCAGACUGGUUGGAGAAUUUGUUUAAUGUAUUUCAGCUUUCAUUUUGAUAAUUGGUUGAGCCAAUUGUUUAUCAGUGAAUAAGCCCCAUAUUGCACAAUGGGGGUAAUAUCGCAGUUUUUGCCUCUGAUGUUUGUAUUGUACAAUGACGAGUCAUUUUUCCCGUGAAAUACAAUUCAAGGUCACAAAAAUGAACUUUAGGAAGGAGACUCGGGAAGAAAGAAUACAUUUUUAUAUUCCAGAAAUGAUCCAAAUUCCAUUCUCUAAAAAUAUCUCAAGUUAUUUUUAUAAAUUCAAAAGGAGAGAAUAAGUUCAGCCAAACAAAGAGGAACAUUAUGGGUGAAAUGUUUGCUAUAAAUAAUGUAACUUUCACACAAAUACUUUGUAGAAAUACUUUAUUUCUGUGCUAAUUUUUUUUUUAAUGCUAUUUGGUGAAUAUUCACUAGAUUGAGGACUAAUAAAUAUUUUUUUAGUUUUGGGAUUAAAAUUUAUAUUAGUUGUUUCUUGAUUCUCACCGUCAAACCUGCUUUUUCAAAAUAUUUGAUCAUAUUAGAUGCUCAGUAUUACACUGGUCAAGAACCUGCCUAGUUUAAGCUAUGUAGUUCUUGCUUGAUGGGACCCCUUCUAAAUUUUUGAAAGUCUGCCUAGUUAGUUUUUUAAAACAUCUGUCAACUUCCCUAGUUAUUUAUUGAGAGUCUCCCUUUUUCCUCAUUGAGUGCCUUCCACCUUGGUUGUAUUCCUAGAUCUUUAUUGAGGACCUCUCUAUUCUUUUAUUAAAAGCCUGUAUAUAUCUAGCUUGUGCAUCUUCUUUGCGUUUCAGUCUCUAAUUUCUUAUUGAUAGCCUCCCUAGCGCUAACAUGGUUGUCUUCCUAGAACCGUAUUGAGGAUCUCUCUAGUUCUUAAUUGGGAGUCUAUUUAGUUCUAGCUUGCUAGUAGUUCUGGUUAUUUAUUGAGCACUUGCCUAUUCAAGCAUCGGUAUCUCGCUGAUUCUAAAGUUAGAUUUGUGACUAAACUUCCUAGUUAGUUAUUGAAAGUUUGCCUGUUCUAACUUGGUAGUCCUCUUAAUUUUACAUCUACCUAUUUUUUCUAAUUCUACAUGCCUUAUGGAUUUAAAGAGGAAGUAAAAACCCUGAUUGGUUAUGUUCUGUUGAUCUAAAAAUGUUUUACUUUUUGGUGUUAGCUAGUAGUAUUGUUGCAGUUUUUUUGUGAAACAUUUAGCUUGUCAGAGAGUUUAAUUGUGCAAAUCUCCCGCUAGAACAGUAAUGCCAUACAAUAGUGCUCUCCAAUAUGCCGAAUAUCCAACGAGAAUAUUACUACUGCCUUUAAUGAUGGGCUACAAGCAAAGCGUAUACAAAUUGGAGACUAACAAAAUAAAAUGUGUUAAUGGGCAGCAAUGGGAGAACAGCUGGUGGAGUGAUCAAUAGCUACUCUGACUCUUACCACUUCUGCAACAGUUAAUGUAUUGUUGGAACAGUUAUGGUUUGAAGUCUUAUCAUUGUAUAUUAACCAUAUUUUCUUUUAUAAUUUUUACAAAGGUUCAAAGAUGACCUGUUGCCUGUAGACAAAUGUGCUCGGUACAUUGUAAAUGGCUAUUCCUUAAUUAUCAAAGAUGUAAGGGAAGAAGAUGCCGGAAUCUACACUCUAUCGCUUCAUAUAAAGAACUCAAACAUAACCGAAAAUGUUAGCAUGAGACUCAUUGUUAAAGGUACGCACAUCACAAUCAGUUUUUUUGCUCAAAGCAUCAUUUUUCUUUAUCUAGCUACUAAUUAGUUUGCAUUCAUAUGUUUGUAGUGAAACCUCAGAUUUAUGAAAAAGCGUUACCUUACCACGAAUCGCAUCUCUAUCCACUUGGCAGCAGGCAGUCCCUGACGUGUACUGCCUACGGUGUCCCACCUCCUACCAUAACUUGGAUGUGGCAACCAUGCCCCCACAAUCAUGCCAAAGCAAGGUAAGUCUUAAUUUCUUUGAUUGAUAAUGCUAUUUUCAGUUAUUAAGUGUCUUUUGUCUAGAAUGAUGGCUGUACUCAUCACUCAGUUAAACUGAUUAUAAUUCUUGUGUCCAAACUUGUAUCCUAAAGCAUCAACAUCACUGUUUCACAUUGAUGUUUACUCAAAGCAACUCUGUCACUGUCUGGGGUCAUUGCAUAAUUUGCAAAGACACCCGAUGGUGACUGAUCUGCUGGCAGUAUGGUGACUGAGGGUUGCUUGGAAAGGUGAGUUAUACUUCCCUGAACCUGUACCUCACAGACAUCGUCAUCUUCUUCUUGCUGGUUCCAUUCGUCUCCUAGCGCUUCAUCUGGUCUAUGGAAGAGCCUACAAAAGGUUCUACAAAACCAUUGGAUCCUCCAUAAGCAAUGUCUUUUCCUGUUUGGCGUCACUGGUGACAACUGAGGGAUUGACAAGGCUUGACACAAGAUAGCUCCACCUUUUGUCAAACAUAGGAAAAAUACUAAGACAAAGCAGGUACUACUUUGUCUUAGUAUAUCUUUUAACUGGGUUGGAAUUUCAAUGAAAUUUGAGUAUUUCAGAAAGAUUUUAUCUUUAUGAAAUAUUCAUUCUGAAAGGAGGGUUUACAGAGCCGCUUUAAAUCAACUUAACAAGUCAAGUCUUUCCUCAAUGCACUCUACCUACUACAAAUUAAGCAGAACUGCUGGAGAUAUUUUUUUUUUUUAAACUUAGGCUUUGUCUUCUCUCAUAUCUCUAUAAAUCAGACUGACUGACCAUUAUUGCACUGACUUAUACAAGCAGGGGGCCUCAUUUCUGGAAGUGGGAAAGCAAAAUAGCAUACUUAGGAAUGUAAAAUUAAACGGAAUCUGUGUAAAAAACUAAACAAUCUAUGUUAGCCAACUCUUGGAAAUAUCGAUUUUACAGCUUGACUAGUUGUCAUAUUUUUUCUUAUUUUUUCUUACAGAUAAAAUGAAUUUGUAAUUUGAUCAAUCAUUUUUAUUUUAUAAUGAAUGUUUCAGGGGUCUGUGGCAAGGUGUAAUGCUGCAUACAUCAUAAUAAUGUAGUCUUCAAUCAUUUAAGAAGUACUUUAAAACUCAUCUCUUUAGGAAAGCUUAUGGCCUCCCAGAGUAACCUCUACCUGAAUUACCUGUCUCUUGCUCUCUCUUAAAGGGCAGCAGGUUACUCUUUCCUCCAGCUCUGCUUCACUCCCACCUUAUUUGAUUGCUAUUUCUUGUUCUAAUGUGUUUUAUACCCCACCUCCUAUAGACUGUAAGCUCGUUUGAGCAGGGUCCUCUUUAACCUAUCGUCCCAGUAAGUUUUCUUGUAAUAGUCCUAUUUAUAGUUACACCCCCCCUCUCAUAAUAUUGUAAAGCGCUACGGAAUCUGUUGGCGCUUUAUAAAUGGCAAUAAUAAUAAAAAUGAUAAAUAUCAUUUGAAUUUUAAAAAUAAAUAAAUAAUUAAAUACAGAUGUCUUCAUACAUAUAUUUAGAAAGAUACACGAGUUGUUUCUUUGCAUCUGCCAACAUCUGGUUUUAAUGCAUUAUCUACUGCUGAGAACAUAGUUUCUUGACGUACGCCAAUGUAAUAUUUGCAUUUAUUCAUUUUUCGGAUAUUUUCGGUAUAUUAAAAACACAAAUAACAGGAAGCAUUGUUAAGUACGUUCCUCUGGUUUUGUGUUCGUGGGAUAGUUAUUUCAUGACUGGAAUUCAGUGAGUUAAUUUUUCUUUCUAUUUUUAGUUAGGACAUGAUUGAUUCUUUUCCUUGGAGAAAAACUUAAGAACAUAAAAUAACACACAGUCCGAUUUAUAUCAAGUAGGGUAAGGAUAUAAAUUUCCACUACACGUCCGUCUGCAAAAUAAAAAUCUAAAUUUAUCUUAACAUACUGUUCAUUUUUCUAAACCCCGGGAGAAGUAACUUAACAGAAAUGUAAAUAGGACAAAACAAGUUGGACAUUUGCAGCAGUAAAACGGUUGGGAUUAAGGAAUACAGGACAGAAAAUUAAAUCCACAAUGGAACACAGCUAAUCCCAGUUCGGUUUAUGGCAGGUGGCUGUCUAAGGUGCUGAAACAGAACAGCAUUUUUUAUUGUACAUUUUUACAUUCCUAUCUACGUAGGGGAUCAUUACAAAAUACCGGCACAUCUGUUUACUAUUUUAAGCAAAUCGUGGAACCUGGUAUAAUACAAUGAUGUUGCAUCUAUGAUACUAAAAUAUGCACAAUAUAAAAUCUGGACUUUAUUUAAUAACAAUUUAUAGGCAUAAUGAAUAAAUCCUUCCUGUUGCUGUUUAAUCAUGAAAAUAAAAUGUAUUUCUCUGCUUCAAGAAGCCUAGCAAUCUGGAGAUGACGGUCAACAAGAGCUGCACUUAGACAAGAGGAAAAAAACAUUAUUAUUGAAAUUAUUAUUAUUAGCAUUGAUAUUGAGACAACAUAUAGCACAGUGCUUUUUAAUUAUAUAAUGAGGGAAUAUGACAUAAAGAAACCGACAAACAAAAUAAUGUUGACAUAUACAAGAAGUGAACAGAACCCUUCUCAAAUAAGCUUACAGUCUAGAAGACUGACUUUUUCGGAAACAAAAUUAUAUUCCAAAUAGAUACAGUUGUGGCCGGUGACUGUAAAAUAAAGAGAUUAGAGUAAAGUUAUGCCAGUAUGACAUAUUAUUGACUUCCCGGAGGAUUAAAAGUAAAACAAGUUAAUUUUAUCAUUUACACAUACACAUUGAACAUUUUUAAAUAUGGUCUGGAAACAAAAAUUGAGCUGAAAUAUUUCUGUAACUUUAAAAUUACACUCGUAAUGUCAGCAUUAACAGCACAAUCUAGUGCAUAUUUUACAGUUUCAUGUAGAGGCAGAAUAGUUUUUAUUGACCCAGCUCUUUUCACAAAUUUUUCGCUCCUCAAGAUUUUCUUUAAAAAAAGAAAACUAAAAAAACAAAAAACUUACUCGGGUUUCAUGAUGCAAUGACGUAGUAGAAAAAAAAAUACAUGAUUUUACAUAGAAAAAUAAAACAACCAUAUUAGAAUUAUUUAGGUGUGCAUUCUUUUAUUUCAUCUAUUUCAGAAUAUUAAAAAUAAUAGUGAUUAUAUGACAUCCCUUCUUGUAAAUUUUUGGACUCUAAAUAUUUGAGGUAUUAGAACACGUACUCUACACAAAAACAUUAUCAUUAGAAAUUCUCAAAUACCAUGCCCAUAUUUGGAAGGAAUCUGUAUAUAUUUUGGAGAAGGCAAAUUUCUAAAUUGGCAGCAAAAUUAGUUAGAUCUGUGUAGCUGUAGAACCAAUACUGAUCUUCAUUUCCCAAUUAAAAUCAGUCCCAGAAAUGCAUGAGGCUGUUGACGGGAUGUUGACUGUGUUGGUGGAUAAGUGGUUAAUUUUAUACACUUAUGGACCAACGCUUACUCCAUAGAUUUUAGAUUUUUUUCACCAGCUAUAUCCUUACCAUAAAAUGAAAUUUAAACUGAUCCUUAGAAGGAAGUAGACAGUGAAUGUUAAAUCCAUUGCCACUUUUUACCAUGUGCCACUGCUUUAUCACAAAACCAAUUUAUAACGUCGCACGAGUACUGUAUACAGAUGUCAUGUAGUACACGCUUGCCCCGGAAAUGUUUUUCAUUCAGCGGUUAUAAUUAUAACAUUGUAUUGUGUUUGGCAUGCUUUGUACAAAUGGCAGCAGGAGCCUUAAAAAAUCGCUAAGAACGUUGGGAGCGAACAAAGUUAAGUUGCUAAAGCGCAGUGUUAAUGUAAAGGUUGAUAUCAGUGGCCUUGUCCAGAAUAGACCAUGGGAGCUUUCUUAUCUCCUUUUGGCAGGAGGUGCUUUGUGCUUCCUGUGCGAAAUUAAGAGCAAUACGCGGCUUUCCUCUUGUUGUUUGGCUUCCUCCUCUACACAAGACUGUUCCCAGCACUGCUGUUAUCUUUGCAUCUUCAAACAUGGCACAAUUUGCUUCCUUAAAAGCUUUAUGUAUUCUUAAGGGCCAAGUUAUAUCCCACAUCUCUUGCAGUUCCUAUGUUAACUCCUUGAGAGAGGAAACGAUUAUUUUGACACAGGUCACAUUAAGAUUCAUAUAUAGUUUUUUUUCACCUUUUUUUUUCUUAUUUAUUUUUUUAUGAUAUUGUUGAAUGAGGCCUUAAAACCAUCCGGUAUGGAACCACUUCAGUAAGUGCAUGAAUUUCUAUAUUUCGAAUAGAUUUUAAUAACUGUUGGCACUGUAGGGUGGUGAAGAUAGGAAGCCGAGGAUGUGUCCCAAUUAAUGUAGCAAUUAAAGAGUUAAAAUAAGUUAGAACCUUGUGGAAGUGUGGAAUUGCUCUAAGAUCUUUGAAAAAAUAAUGACAGGAGCUCCCGACUUCCUGUUACUGUGCGCUGCCAGAUUUAUGGCCGUCUUCCUCUCUCCUAGGUCCAUUCUGGAGCAUAAUAUUAAAAUAGAAUUGAUGACUUCUGUUAGAAUCUAUUCCUCGUUUAAGGCAAGGAGAAGGAAAACACAGGUCUAUAGUCAAGGACGGGCCGUCGGAAAGUCAAGAAUAAAUAUUCCCAGAUCCCAAAUUAUAUUUUUUUUUCUAAAGUACUUUAAGCACAGUUUGGAAUCAUAGCAACUGUAGCAGAGACAUAAUGAAAGAGGACUUGUCACUUUCUGCCAAAACACAUCUAACUGACAUCUCCAGGUACAAUUAUAAAAAAUAAUACAUUUCAACUUUAACACCUUAAGAACGGAGACAGUUGUACCAAGACAAAACCUAGCACUAUAUAUAAUUUUGUUCAGGAAAAAUAGGGCUUUUCCUUUCACAUCAAAUAUUUAUACAUAGAGCACAAUUUAAUAUGCAUAAACUCUAAAGUAAAGUUCUGCAUGGCAUUUUAACUGUGAAUGUCAUAAUAUUUUUAGCUUUUAUUGCAAUAAAAGGAUGUUCUACAAGGACAACAAUACCAUCCAUGUACAGGUUUCAUGGUGUUUUGGAAAGUUACAGGGUUAAAUAUAGGGCUUGCCCAUUUCAGUUUUUACACAUUGACAUUUGCCAGAUUGAUUUGCUGGGUUCAUGUUGCCUUUGAGACCGUAUGGCAGCCCAAGAAGUAAAAUUACCCCCACAAUGGCAUACCAUUUGCAAAAGUAGACAAUGCAGGGUAUUCAAAAUAGGGUAUGUCCAGUCUUUUUAGUAGCUACCUAGUUACAAACCCUGUAGUUAGUAUUCGUAUUUGUUUUUUGCAUUUUUCUCACACACAAAAAAGGGACUUUCACUGAUGAUAUCAUGUUUUAAUCUUCUAUUUGUGUUCAGUAAUGUCUCAAGAGUACAACAGUACCCACGAUGUAUAUGUUUUAAGAGAUUAAUAUACAAUAAACAUAUAUAUCAUACAUAAUUUCAUUGUAAGUGUAUAAUAUAUAUUUGUGACAGACCGCUGGCACUCCAACCGAGUACCUUCGCCAAUCGAUGCUCCUAGUGCUUGCAGAGGACUCCAAGCACUCCAACCGACACCAUCAGCACUGCAGACACUUCCAGCGAUGCAGCUGCGCCGGGGUCUUGCCGUCUCCACCCACCCUGGACCCAAGGCCAGGAUCCAGCUUCCAGUGGGUGAACCUCUCUUUCCCCAGAGAGCGUAACAGGAACAGAACAGCUCUUACAAGAGCUCAGUGAUUAUAGCAAGAGAGUAUGACGAGCAUAGCAAUCCCUUGUAGCAGAUUCCCCCAAUAAGAGACAGGACUCAGAUUGAGGGUGAAGAAGAACUGAGGUUUAAUGACACACACUCUACUUUUAUGCAAUACUCCCAUGCAAGGGAGACGCCCACAGACAAUUAUGAAUUACCCAGUCACACACUGGUUACAUCCCACACAUCUCCUCCCCUUAGCCUGAGAGGUAACACAAUUAGCCGUACAGUUUAAAACAUACUUUUUACCCAACCUUCAUGACUCUAAAACUAUACAUCCAAUAUUAAUAAAGUCACAUAUUAUUAAUCAGCACAUUUCAAAUACAAACAUACCCAAAAAUCAUUCGCAUCCGUUCAGCCGUUCGGGAGAUAUAUAUAAGUCACCUUUGACUGACCACAAGCACAUUUUCAUGCCCAAAAGAGUUCCAGAGACUCAGGCUGUGCGGUCGGUCUAUUUCCCAUGUUAAAGUCAGUUCAAACACACGAACGACAACCAUUCGAACUGUCGAAUGAACUGUCGAACGGCGUUCGAACUGUCGAAUGCACGGAAGUCUGGAGAAUGUAAAACUUCAGCUAAAUUAAAAUGGCCGCCGCCACGUGUUCAGUUUUCGAAUGGCGGCUACUUCGACUACUUCGGCACUUCGACUGCAUCCGAAGUGCCAAUUUAAAAGUACAAAUCCUUUCUCUGGGAGUUAAAGGGCCAGCAGCAGCACAACAAAAAUCCAUUAUGCCCAAAUCUUGUAUUUAAAGGGCCAAACCUCCCAGGGACCAUAAUCACUUGGCAAGAGGCUGGCAAGCAGUCCUCUCCAGGCACAAGUGGCGAUGUUAGUUUCGCCACAAUAUUAUUUAUAUGUAAAUAUAUUAUUUUAUCAAUUAUAUAUUGAGGCAUCCUGCCAAUCAACCUGAUCCGAGUCAUGUGAUCGCAGCGUCACUUCAAUCACAUGACUCGGAACGGCUGGACUGGUUGCAGGGCAACUGCCGAUUGAAUCUGGCAAGUGAGUGUGAUUUGGCAAGGUUGCACGGGCAGAUACAUUAGAAUAUGUCAUUAAUCUCUAACAGCAUUAAACCCCAUGCUGUUCAGGGCUUAGUGACAUGUACUAAUGAUCAGUGAUCUCUCCAUAACCCAUAACUGCAGCUAUGCUACUCAUAUCAGCAAUACAUUUUCUUUAUGGGAGUGCUCAUGACAUAUAAUGGUGGACCAGCCUUCAAGCACUACCACUCUCAGGCCUCACUUCACACUCCAACUCAGUGAAGCUCUGCAUUUAACAUCCUGCAGCAAAUCCUACCACUCUCAGGUACUGACUGAAUCUUGGAAGAUACUCCACCUAAUUUAUUCUUGGAUUGCUACCAUAUUAACAUGUGUUACUAUAGAAUUGUUAUUUAUACCUGUAGGUUGCCACUGUAAUUUUUUGUGCAUGCAGUUUGUAUUAUUGCCAUUUAAUGUUUCUGACCAAUAUUUCAUGUACACAGUUUUUAAUAUUUUGGGUGUUAGAAUUGGUUGCUAAACUUUCCAAUUGUAUUCAACACAUGGCUAGUCUACCCCCGCCCCCUCUCCCUCUUUACUAUGCUCCUGCUAGCUGUGAAUACCUUCAUAUAACUGUUCAAUCUGCAUCUCUGUUCCUCAGGUCUCACUUCACACUCAAACUAUGUGAAGCUCUGCAUUUUUUCUCACCACUUCCCAUCCACCCUCCCUUCCUCCCACCCACCCAGGUUCCCCCUAAAUAUAUAGCAUGUUCCACCAGCUGUUUGAGAUUCUCACUCAAUUACUUCUUCAUUCACUUUAUAUUUUAUCAAUAGCUGCUUCUCUGUUAACUCUUUUAGCCAUCACCUCCAAACUUCCCCUGCUACCUCUUGUCUCAAAUCCCCAUUGUAUGCAGGCAAUCUAGCUAAGCACUUUGCAUAAAAGAGCUUCAAUGGCUAGAUAUCAGCUUACGGGCAGGGCUCUCUCUACCACUUGUAUUUGUCUGUGUAUAUUAUACGUUCUCCUCUAAUUGUACAGCGCUGCGAAAUCUGCUGGCACUUUAUAAAUACCAGUAAUAAAUAAACAAGCACUAACUUUAAAGGGUUAAUCCGACAAGGGAAAGCUUGUAUCUCCUCUCCCUCCUUAACUGCAGCCCUCCCUCCUACCGAUCCCCUCUACUAAUAUUUUUUCCCCUGCCUACCUUCUUGCUCCUCUCCUUCACCACUCCCUCUCCCAAAUGUGCUCUGAGCCGGUUAAAUGGUCCUAUCAAAGACUUCUCUCUGAAAAGCCUUUGAUUGGACCUCUGCACCCCUGUGAUGUCAAGAUGGGGUGUCUUGAGCUGCGUCGGGUGAAGCACCCUGCGCGGGGUUUAGGUAAGGAAAACGUAUUUCAUACCUAAUUUUUAAGCAUCUUUUGCGGGGGAACGACCUAAAGCAUAAAGCCCAAUAGGAUAUCUGGACCUUUAUUCAUUUUGAUAUAAACAACCCAGAACUAAGUGUUAUUGGCUUCUUUGUUGUCAUUUGUAACUGGUUGCCAUACACUGCUGUGAUUUUUGCAUAGGCAAUGAGGAACAAGUAGUGAAAUAAGAAUUAAGAGCCACAGCCUUCCAUAGUUGUUAUGGUGUCAAGAGUGCCCUGGCACCCCUCUACUAAAAUUAAACAGUUUUUUUAAACGGUUUGAGUUCUUAAGUGCGUUCUGCUGGGUGCUGCUUCCCGCCACCACUACUAAUACCCGAGAGCUAGGCAUUCCUAAGCAGGAACUUUCAUUAGCUCUCUUGAGCUUAGAUCUUCAGUUCAAGGCUAACUCAUUGACUGAGAGCAUCAGAUUAUUUCACAGCAGAUAAAAGUCAUUCAUCUUUAGGAACGUCCAACUUUCUGGCAUUAGUAGCAGAGGCAGGAAGCAGCACCUGGAGUAUCCCAGUUAAAAAUGGUUUGACUACAAACAGAGAUCACCUGGGCACUACUAGCACCACAUACAGUACAGUUUGCUGUAAUGGUGGACAGUCUAAUGGCUAUAUAUAUAUAUACAUAUAUAUAUAUAUAUAUAUAUUUUUUUUUUACAUUAUUUAUUUUUGCGUGAUAGCAGUGCAAUCAGUAAAACAUCUACAUCAAAAUUACAUCAACAUCAGACAUCAGGUAAUAACGUUUAACACAUUGACAUCUUAAUCACUAAAAGUGCGUCUUUACUUGUGGACAAUCAAUUUAGCCAUCAUGUUUUUUUGUUAUAAUGAGUUGAAAAGUUGGAAAAGAAAUAAGAAAGCCAAGUAUAGUGGAGUGUCCCCUGUUCUCCGCUGCAAUUAGCAUACCCCUCAUAAGGCAGAAACCGACGCAGUGGUGUAGGCCAUGAUCCUAUUUGACGUCCCAAGUGUCCCUGCGUGCCUUUUCCGUUGGGGGGUGUAGGAGGAAGAGAGCUAGGAGUCCUGGGGAACAGGACUGGAUAGGCAAAAGAAAGAAAGAGCAGAUCGUCUGGGAGUGGUACAGCCAGCUUGUUUGUGGGGGCUCGGGAAGUCCAGCGACCCCUGCUAUUUGUUUACGCAUUUCCCCAUAUUGGGAUUCAUUUCCUGUGUCUGAAGGAAUAUGUCCAGCUAUUUAAUGGGAUGAUGGACUAAUGGCUAUAUUUUAAGGUUUUUAAUAGACAUUGCAUUUAACUGAAUAUCUUUGUUAUGUUACUCCUUGUAAAAGCAGCAGUUGGACUUGUUGGAUUGAACAAUAUUUAUUUUGUAUGAAGAAAUCCACCACAUUCCUUAGUUAAUUAGGUCUUUUAGGUGUUUUUUCCUUACUUAUGUUUAGUUGUAGAAAGUCUGAAGAUGGGUCUUACAUGUAAUGUAUAAUAGAAUAUAAUACAUCAACAUUUUAGAAUUGAUUUGAAAGUUUUCCAAGCAGUAGCUGAUAUUGCGAAAUAAAUUAUGUUUCGUAGCUGCUGAUUCAUGAUUUGAGGUGGUUGAACUGGAAAGGACAACUCAUUCUAUUCAUACGUGAAUCCAGACUUGGACAAGCCCUUCCUGGUAGUUUCAUUGUGUUUCCAAAUUAAUCCCAAAGGAAUCAUUGGGAAAUAUCCAUUUAACUUCCACUUCCACAAAUUCCAGUCGUCCUUUGUGCUGACUGCGUGUAUUCAACAACUUGUAUUCCAAAAAGAACUGGAAGUAAUAUUACAAUAAAGUAGAGAUUUGUAAUGAAGAUUUGGAUACAAAAUAAAAACUCAAACCUUGAGUUAUGCAAGCUUCGGCACUUAUUAAAACACCAAAAAUGAAACUAAACAGAAAUUAUGGCUUCAUUGAUUUUCACAUGAAUGGAUGAUAUCUCUGUAGCUUACAUUUUGGAUCUUCAUUGCUUAUAAAAUUAGGGUGUUUGUCGAAACGUUCUGUGUUCACAUGUUCAAAUUCUGGCCAGUCUCUUAUCCGGUGUAGUCAUUAUUGUCAAAAAUGUUAAGUGCUCAAGUCAAAUUAUUUGACUUUGACCCCCUUAAUCAUACUCAUGCUAUUAUGAUGGCAUUCUUGUUAAUUUGAUUUGCGAAUAAUACAACACGCCUUCUCAGUUCUAGCCUUGGUUACAAACAUGCCAUGAACUUUAUGCUGUAUACGUCUUAUUUUGUUAUUUUGUUUAACUUAAUUUUGUAAGAUCCCGAGAUGCCUAGCUUCCAUGGGCCUCAAUUCAAUUAUUUUGAAUCAGCAUCAGAAUUGAGUCCAAUCUGUUAGAAAAUAAAUAAUAUACAAAUUAUUUAUCUACCGAAGAUACCAUUAAUGUUCAUGGGAUUGUUUGUAGUUAAAUCAUUUGAGAAGUUUUUCUAGCGGAAUCGAAAAAAAAUUCUGAUUCAAUCAAGUUAUAUCAAGGCCAUUGUCAGCUGGAAACAACACCAGAUAGUUGAGACGCCAGUUUGGACAUAUCUUCUGCUGAAAUAUUUAUUUUGGUUUUGCUGCUUUUCAGUACUUAUUGGCAUUACCCAUCCUAUAAGAUCUGUGAUUAAAGAACUUAUAUAAGGAACCUGGACCAUUUUCAAACUUGUUGUGUAUUUUAUGAUAAGGGAUUCGCAUGAUGUCUUUAUCUCCCCACUGCCACAAGCAAGUAGUUAAAUGAAAGUAACACAUGUUUAUGCAUUGUCAUAAAUAUCACUGACACAUACACUCACUCUGGAAUCCAUAAAUGAUGAGUUAUCAGAUACAGAAAUUAGUAUUUGUAGUUGUUAGGACUUAAAGCGGCACUGUCACUUGGCCUCCCUUCGCAAAAAAUAGAAGAAUUUGCUAGCUUUAGUGUACUAAUAAUCUUAAUUUUAAUAAUAACAUAAAGCAAGUAUUUGGCAUAAUCUUCCUUUACUACUCCAUAGCAGCAAGGACAUAUAGAGAAAAAAAGGAACCAAUCAGAGACAGGCAGAGAGUAUACGAUACGACUUCCACUGAGUCACUUCCUCUUCAUAACUGUGACAUCACAAGUCACACGAUCAACUGAAGAACCAUACGGAAUAACGAAGACAGUUCAAAUUCCAGAUGAAGAACAGUUGGAUUUAUUCAAAACUGGGAACAAUGAAUAUCCUUUACGCUUGAUGUAGAAGAUCUCUUUGUGUCUUUUAAGCUGUAAGAGACCGAGAGCGUUUUCGUGAUAUUAAAUGUAAACCUGAACAAUAUGAGUAACCCUCACAUGAAAGGUGUGUAAUAAUUUGAUACUGGAGAUGCGAACCCACCUGAGUGGAAGGGAAAUUCAAUAGGGAGGGAAAAUACUCGCCUCCUGUCAUUACUAAAAUUAAGAUUAUUAGUACAAUAAAGCUAGCAUAAUCUUCGAUUUUAUCACAUGGCAGGAGGCUUGAUAUUUAGCAUUUUUAACGCUAAGGUAAUAGAGAGAAAGCGGCAAUGGAGGACGGGCGAGAGUUAAACAUCCAAAAGGUGGGUUCUCGUCACCAGUCUGCUGAGAGCAAUAUAGCUGAUAAAGACGCCCCCACUGUGAAGGCGGAAGAGGCCGCCGCACACCGAACGGAAUGUGUGCCGAAGGAAAGGUCAAUCCCGGCAAGAUAUAAAAGCCAUCGUACCCAGCGGGUCAAGGUGGUAACCGAGAUUUGCCCAUGUGGCUUAACGUAGGACAUGAUAAUUGUCGGGGAGAGGUAAUUGUAGUGUGGCCAUUGCCAUACGUAAGCGUGCAGUGUCUGGACCACGUAAAGUUGGGUUCCGACGGAAAAGAUGGGCAAAAAAAACGAAGUAGAGUACGUCUUGUACGUCGAGAAACAUGAAGGGUGACACCUACCGGAGAAAAAGAGAAGGCGUCCAUGUGGAAUGUUCGAAUGUCCAAAAUCCAACCAAUUGACCCGUGGAUUCAAGCUGAGAAGUAACGCUUCCUUGUUCCAGGGGCCCAUGAGUCCAAGAGUAGAUAUCUAGUCGUUGACCAUAAGUCAUCGGUGCAUCAAACACCCCCGAAAGACUCCAGGCCACUAAAGAGAGAUGUCCUUCUUGUAGCAUGGGAUGAGGAUUCCCCAUGGAAUAUCAUCUGAUCCUUUGUUAAUAGCGGUGGGUCCUGGUAUGACAGUGCGAGGAGAUCUGGGGACCAAGGCUGACUCUGCCACCGGGACGUCACCAGGCAAUAGUAGAAGAUUUUCUUUUGUGAGGUGAGUCAGUGUCUGAAAACAAAUGCCCCAAAUAUUACAAGUGAUUGAUGUGAUGAACUGCAGAGAAAUUGUCCAUGCGUAGGAGGAUACAGCAAUCGGAACUCCCUUUCAUUAGAUUUCGGACAGCAGAGGCACCUGCCAACAAUUCUAGGCAUGUAUACCGUCGAGUUACCAUUGAAGUUCUUGUUGGAUUUCUUACAUCAUGGGUACCAGUGCAAGAAGGUGGCUGUGAUUCUCGUCGGAGAAUAGAAUGUUGUCCAGGCAAGCCAGGCAUCGUAUCUUCGUUCGGAAAGCAUCGUGGUGUGGAGCUGAGCCAGAAGGGGAGGCAGGUGAAUUGCCAUGGUGUCCCGUUCCAGAGGAAGCGAAAGGAGGGGAGACUGCCAUUGUCUACUGGUACAGGCUGGUAGGCAUCUUUAAGUCCAGGCGGAGAAACCAGUCUCUUCUUUGCAAUAGAUGGAUACCUUCCAUCUUGAAAUGGUGGUAUGUAAAAAUGUUUAACCAGGAAAGAGACAUUGAGAUAUUUUCUGGUUUCCAAGUGCAUCCUUUUGAUGUAACUUUUACCCAAUUUAAUAGUAUUCAUUUUAUCUACCUCAAAGGGCUGAAGGGCUGAGUCAGCCCUGCUGAGUAAUUGAACCUGUGACCCCCAAGGGUUAAGCAGGUUCUGACUAAGGCGAAUAAUGUCCUUGUGCCUGUGGGCCCAAUUCUUUAGCCCCGAUGUUUACCAAUUUCCCAUCAAUUCGGAAUAAGGCUGCCCGGCGUCUCUCCGAAAAGAGAAGAGGAAGCAAAACGUCUUUGAGUCCACUCACAAACAUCGUACUGCUGAAAGGAGUCAGCCUGGGUGUAUGCCUCAUCUAUUAGGGUCAGAACCCGGGCGAGUGGCCCGACAGCAUUGAGGAACUUAUCCUGGGCUCCUUUGAACCCUUUCUCUACCCCUUUCCUUGAGUCUCUACCCCCUCGUGCCAUGAAAGCCAGCAUCAUCUGGUCAAAUUCUGGGGUAUAGGCAACCUUAUCCAGAGUGCACUCUGAUCUCAGCUGCUUUUGGACCUCCUUGUACAGUGCCAUCUGUAGCCAGAAGUGGAUAUGUCCAAUCUCCUGAGUGUGGGUGGCGAAUAUUUCUUAGGGUCAAACACCAUUGGUGUCUAAAAAGAGCUCACCAUCCGACUGCACCAAAACCAACUCUUUCUCCACAUCACCCUCAUGCUGGGGCUCACCCAGAAAGGUAUCCUUUACAUAGGAGUUGGGACCCCAAGUCCCAUGAUCAGAAUGAGGAUCUUCUGUUUGCCCCUCAUUGAGAAAUGAUAGUGAUGGGGGGACUUCCUGCUCCUCAUCCGAGGAAGCGUCAUAAGUUGGAGGGUUUACAUGCCGUGUACGCUUUCUCUUCUUUAGGGGGUCUUUACCCUUAGUGGGUUUUGAUUUUUGAACCUUCGCCUAUCCAGUGUCGCUUAGCAGGGCAGACUUGCUCAUUGGAAGAGGAGUUGGACUCCUCCGAGACGUCUCUCGGUUGGGAGCAUUUAGCAGGUGCUUUGGUUGCAUCUUGAGUGGCUGGAACGCCUUGGCUGAGGCCUUCUCCACAGAAGCUGCAACUGCCGCAUUGAUUACUGCCUGGAGGUCUGAGAGAAUCUGAGUCUUCCAUUAUUAACACCCAGUACACUUGGGGCUCACCCAAUAGAUUUGUGAGUAAAUAGGCUAAUUGGUAGCAGGGACUGCUAGGGGUUAUGGUGGUCAUGAAUGCGACCCAUAGUAAUGUAUGUAGAGGCAAUGCUGGGAGUUACCCAGGUAAAAGGAGACUGCAAGCACAGCUCCACUCGGCAGCAGCAUAUGGGGGCUCACCCUGAGCCGAGUUAUUAGGUAUAGACCUGACCGACUGACCCAGAUGACAACAGUGACAUUUUAAUCUGUUAUGUCUAUAUACACACCAAUGGAUUGGCAUAUUCUGCAUCCAAAUAUGUUCUCUUCUCAAUUUUUGGCCUAUAUAUCUUGACUUCUUGCUAGCCAUAUGCCAUGAGAGCAGAGAUAGCCAUAUGUAGAAAGUGGAAGUGCACUCAACCCUUCGUCAUGGAAUUCAGGGUGCUGUAAUGGAUAAGUCCCAGUACCAGGAAGGACCAAACAUGCAUUUUGGAUAUAGAAAAUAAUCCAGGCACUCCAACGAGUUCCAAAGCAAAGGCAAUUUUAUUAGAACCAGGAACCAAAAGGCAUCGUUUUGACCCCUUAGGACCUUUGUCAAAGCUUGACAAAGGCCCUAAGGGGUCGAAACGUUGCCUUUUGGUUCCUGGUUCUAAUAAAAUUGCCUUUGCUUUGGAACUCGUUGGAGUGCCUGGAUUAUUUUCUAUAUCCAAAAAUGAGAGCAGAGAUAGGCGGCUAUCUAUUGUAUUGUGCAUCACGUGAACUUUGAUCUGUAUCAGCUAGAAUUCUUUCAGUAGAAUUUUAACUGUUCUUAAUGACAGAAUUAUAAAACUUAUAUGAAGUUUAACAUUCCCUCCAAGAUGUAUUUGCAUUUUAGAAAUCAAUAAGCUGUUUUAAGUCUUCAGUUACAUCAAUAGCCCAGCUUUCUCAUGCAGUCAUACUUUAGUGUUCGCUCACCGUAGGAAAGACUUCAUAUAAGACAAGUCCAGAAGGCGGUUAUGUCUAUAGAGGUAUUGAGGUGUUUUAAUUUAGUCACCAUCCUUUCCAACCCAACUGGAAUUUGCCUAAAUUGAUUGAUUGAUGGCUGGAGAAAUCAAACAGCCCAAAUAAAUAGUAAAAAUGUAACUUUCCAGCAAUGAUUAUGAAAAAAUGGUGGGACUAUAUCGGUGUUGUGUUCUGAAAAAUUGAGCAAGUACUAAAAAGCCACUACAGUUUUACUUUAAAGCAGAGCAUUUUAAAAUGUUGACUAUCUUUUUUUUUUUUUUUUUUUUUGUAUAGGUGCAGCUUCCGAUCAGAUGGCAGUAGAAUUUCUCUUCCUGUAGUAUUUGGAAAAAACGUUAACCAAACUGGAAACAGAAUACAGAACAUAAUACAGAGAACACAAAUGAUUGAAGGAAAGAACAAGGUAGAUUGCCAUAAAAAUUCAAUAAUCUAUUUUUUUCAAUAAUAUUGUUUAGCUCAAAAUAUACAUUCAGCCCUACAUAAAUGAGAACUGUCGUCAAAUUUUCACUUUUAAUUUUGAAAAAAAAAGUUCAUUACAUUUAUUGAAACUUAAUGAUAUCUGUUUUAAAGAUCAAUAUUUUGCUGUAUAAAUUGUAUCUGGCUGAGCAGCCAUGUUGGGUCAGACUCUACUGUUAACUGACCAACUGUUUCUCAACCUAACUUGCCUGCUGCUGUGAUGGUCUAUGCAAAACUACUGCUGUAGGUAAGCAGUAAAUUGGGCCAAUUUCACAGAACAAUUAAAUGUUAAUUACAGAAACAAAAUCAAAAAGUGUUUAACACUUGUGUUUUGUGUAUGUAAAACCAUUGACUAAUUGUCAUUAUUGAUGCUAUUUGUAGGGACGAAUUGAAUAUUUAUAAUGUUAUAAUGUUAUCAUUUGUUUCUGUAACUCUCCAAAACAAUAUUUACACAUUAGCUCGUUUGUCCCCCUUCUAAACAUUUGUAGCAAAAUAUCAUUUGAACUCAUUAUGCCAUUAUAACCAUGUCAGUAAUGUCUUAUGAAAAUGCCUAUUCAAUUUUUUUUCUUUAUUUACAAGAGACUGUUAUGAAGAUAUGAGGCAUACAGUAGAUACAAAAUCCAUAACAUACAUCAUCAAAACAUUGAGUAGAAAUAACAGUAAUAACAAUUGUAAGAUGACAUUGUACAAAUUACAGAUCUGACAUAGACGUCCAACUAACCUUGGAGUUUUUAAAAUUGUUACAAUGUGUGAUCCCUCACCCAGAGAUACUCAACACCCACUUCCCACUAGGAAAAUGUCUAAUUUUAACAAAGACAUUGUUAAGACACCCCUGGCACAGGGGAGUGAAACCACCGUUUAGUUGAGCUCCCCCUCUUUAGUAAUACAGGUUCAAUUCGUAUAGACUGCAAACGUACGAACUGAAGCCAGGGGAAUACGCCAAUCUCCCGAACGGUAUCCGUACGAGUCCUCCAAACUCCCGAACAAUAAAUCCACGAAUCGCAGCUAACCACCGAACAAAUAUAAUCUCCAAGCGGCUUAUGUUUCCAGCAAUCAGUCGCUAACCGUGUGUAGUAAAUCCCCCCCAAUAACGAGACCAAGCUCCGCAUUGAGGGUAAAACAAGAACUGGCUUUACUGUGGGCUACCUGCCCGUAUUUAUGCAGGUCUCCCACUUGGUGGACACUCCCAUAGGGGACCAAAUGGGAGACUGUAACCACCGACAGACAUGUAUCAGUUUAGGACAUACAGUCACAGAAUAUUCCCACAAUGCAUUCUGGCUUCCUCCCCUGUGCCCUGGAGAUAAUUGAGAAGUAAUUCAAUUAUCUCCCAGGACAGAGGCAAAUUGCCAUUUUAAAUGAAACAUUAAAAAUACAUAAAAAUAAGUAAUUGUACAAAUACCGAACAUAUUACAUUAGUGCAACGUAUCCCCAGAUAGCCUGGAUCUGAGUGCAUAUUCCUACCGAAUAGCGCUCAGAUUCCAUACGCACAGUUCAAUUGCCAUGGAGUCAAAGUCUUUUGCAGGUCUUUGGGUAUGCGAUUGACUCCAUGGGAUGGCUAUCUGAGUUAAGUCCAUUCGUAUGAUCCAAACUCCCGAACGGACCGGUGUUCGCAUGCCUCGACGAAUGAGAAGGGCGGGCGGUAAUUUCAGCGGUGUUCGGUAGAAAAAGUGUCCAUUUUUACUUCCAUAAAAUCUGCGCCGAACACCGCUGGUCUUUCGCGUGUUUUAAAAUGGCCGCCGCUUCGUGGUUGGCAUACGAACGACGACCACCCUGCAUUCGGUUAUAAUUAAAAGGUGUCUGCGGUUAACCACAACGUUCUAAUUAGGGCCAAGAGGUUAACCAGCAGCACACUUCUCUUCUGGGUGGCCGUCCGUUUGGUAGUUUCAUUCGGUUAUAAGUCCAAAAAGACGAAUAUGGGCAUACGGACAGGCAAUUCCGCGAAGGGAGGCAAACUAGAUGAAUCAGCCACACCAGUCAUACAGAUGGAUCUGUCACAGACAUAUUCCAAAGGAGAUCCAUUUUUUAUGAAGAUACCCUGAAUAUCUUAUUCGUAACACAAUGUAAUCCAGUUGACUAGACAGUAAUGAACUAUAGAAUCAUUUUCAAAAUUUAAAUUUUCUUUAAUUGUGGUGGAAAAUAUCGAGGUAUAAAAAGAAUAUUUGUUAAGUGUUCAUGAUAUAUUACAAAUGGCUUGACACCUGCCCAUAACACAAUGCAUUAUUCUCCAAUCUGUUAUUGGUACUACUACUACUCAUCAUAGACUUCUCCUGUUUAUUUUAUCCUGGCUAUAUUACCUGUAACACCGCUAAAUUCAAGACUGUGCAUUUUAUUGUCUGGUGUUACUUGAUGAUGUUUUACCCACCUUUCACAAGAAGAGAUGAUGUUGGUGGUUUAGUCCAGACAUUUGUAUUGUUAGAUAUCAUCUUUGCUUUUAAGGUUUAUUACUGGAAAGUUGUCCUUUCUACAUUUACAUGCACUCACAGUUUGUGGCCUUUUUGUCUAUUGUGUAACCACAAAAUCCUUGACUUCACACAGUUUGGAGUACAGGAAGCAUGUCCUAUUAUAAAUAUAAUGAAUUGAGGCUAUGCAGGAAUGACAGCUAUAGUGCCCCGGCGACAUUUCCGCUGAGUGCUGUCUGAACACACGUUGAGAAACCUGAAUUGUAUAAUUGAAGCACUAAGUGACACAAGUGUUGAUACUUAGUCAUAAUAUAUAGACUUCCACUUUUCUUUAAUGAUUCAGUUCCCACACCCAUGACAUUUUUAUUCUCACGUUUCAAUUCUGCAUUAAUCUACUUGCUGUUCGCACAAGCUAAUUUUAGCAGUUUCUUAGUACGUGACCAAAGGUAUAUUGUCUAUACUUAGAAGAUCGAUGUGUGUUUCCCUUUCGGCAGAUGCAUUACUGAUGCUUCAAGUGUCUACAAAUAUACAAUGUGUAUAUACAAGGCUGUUCUGUCCAUUGAAGUCUCUUGUUUAUGUUAUGUAGAUACUAAUAUUAAAUUAUUUCUAUUCCACAAAUUACAUCCAGAGCUGAAUAACCUCUCUGCUCAUCCGGAUAAAGACACGAGAGGCAUAACAUUUGCUAAAGUUUCAUUUUUGUUUCUAAGAGGUUAAAGAAGUGUCAAGUUAAAUACUCCACGGUCGAAAACAAUCUAGUCUUUAUAUCCAAAUAUAUUACUGUAACCCUUUCUACGUGUCUAAAAUCUACUAUUUUAAUUAUUUAAAAACAUCUCAUAUACAUAUCAUCAGUAUCUAAGAACCUGGUGGUGAAUUCAACACGUACACUGCCCUUCAUAAAAUCCAUGAAUCGUGUGUAACAAAGUAUCAUAUUUCUCUGCAUUCAACUAUAAAACAAACAUGUUUAUACACACACACACACACACUGUAUAGACAUAUCAUAUAGACUCUACAACUAUCUAUCUGUCUGUCUGUGUGUCUGUGUGUGUCUGUCUGUCUGUCUAUCUUUCGUUUCCGUCCGUUACUGAUUUAUUUUAUCUAACCAAUGCACACAGUGUGUUAAUCAGACCAUUUUUUGUUUGUUACAGACUGUAGGAAUUCUUAUUUUAAAUAGUUCCAGGAUGUCGGGAGUGUACGCGUGUGCAGCCACCAAUGAUGUAGGAACUGAAAGAAGAGAGAUACCUUAUUAUGUAACCGGUAAGCAGAAUAUGGAGACAGUACAUAUUUAAAUGUCAGUGAUGUAAAAUCAAGUUAAGGUAUAAGCUGAAAAUUAUUCCAAUCAUUUCCUUCAAUAAUUUAUUUCUUAAUUUUCAUUUUAAAUUGUAGUACAAACUAAGUUUGCAGCUUUGGAUAUAUAAGCAAAGGAAUAGCAACAUUUAAUGUUAUAUAAUUUACUUAGUUAGUCCUUUUCUUCCUAAGAUAAUAUGAGGGUAAAUUCCUAAAUGCAAAGUCCUGUAUUGUACAAAUACAUGAUUUUAGCCAUGUAACUGUACUUACUGUAUGUGGAUAUUAGAAUGUAUUAAAGAUUGUUGAUAUCCACGUUUUAUACUUAUAGGUGGUAUUUUAUAGGUGUUUAAAGUGCAAAAUAUCGGCAAAUACACUAAUUUUAGCUAUUACUAAGAGUUAUAUUGAGAUAUAUGAAUAAAUGAAUAAAUAACGGGGGAAAGAUGUGGAUAAAUAAAAAACGUGUAGAAUGAAAAGUUUGGUUUCAACUAUAAUAUCUCUUUUCCCAUGUUUAUCUUCUUGUUCUUCAUUAAUGCUUGGGCUGUUUUAAUGUUUAUUUAGUAUUUAAGUAGUUCUAACAUGACCAAUGACAUUGCUAGAACAUAAUAUUUAUAUAGCCGUUCAUUACAAUAUUUAUCAAACUGAUUCUGGUAAUGCCUGUGUCAAUUAAUACAGCAGAUAAUACAUUUACACCAAAAAUAUAUAAAAUUAUUAUUCAUAAUAGGAUGUAUAAUUUACAAUGGGAAUAAUAAUCUGUGUCCUAUUAUACACAGGAAGCUUUAGUAAAAUACUUAAAGGGACAUUAAAUUCAUAAAUUUCAUAUUUUAUAAAUUAAUCUUGCUUCACCCUCUCCCCCCAGCUUCCAAGCAGACAACUGGUUUGUUUAGUUCAGUGGAGUUAAACUUAAGAGGCAGCAAUUGUUCAGAGUAUCUGCUUUGCAAAGACUUCUUGUUGAGCUGUAUUGGGAAGUCUAUGAUUGGACAGCCUGCUGAAUAAGGUGGGAGAGAGGGGGCUUACAAGGGUAGCAGACAAGAGAUCUGCAGCAUUUGAAAUACUUCAGUGAACAAAAAAAAUGCAUACUUAAAUGUAUUCAUGUUUUCAUUUGGGGUAUAUCUACUAAAUAGUGAUUUAUUUUUAUUUAUUGUUUUGUCUGUUAAGUGUCCCUUUAAAAAUGCUUCCCCUCUCCCAUCCCCCCACCACUUCUCAAGUAAAAUGAACUACGAAAAGGGGGCAAAGCUUGGUAUUUCAGCUGCUCUGGUGUACAACUUCCAAUUACAAUCUAAGUAUAAUUUUGCUCUGUAAUGCCUAUCCACAUCUGUGUGUGUGAUCUCAGCCUGCUGUCCUGAGGGUAUUCUAAUUGUAGCUAAGCCCCCCUUUUUACUCUAAAUUCAGUUUUCCGCUGGAUAUUGAUGUUUAGACUGCUGAAUCCCAGCAUGUGACGAGACACUGCUCCAUAGGAGGCCGCAUAACUAUCUGUUUAAUGUUACUCACAAAAUGGACAUGAAGGGGGCAUUGCGAGAAGGCAAGAAGGUGCCCCAAGUUUAAUUUGGGCAUUAACACUCCUGUAGCUAUUUCGGAAUCAUUGAAACAAAGUUAGAAAAUGUAUUUUUUUUAAUCUCAAACUAGAGUAACCCAUGAUAUUUUUUGUGUGUGCUUUGUUGGCACACAGCAUGCUUGUGGGUGUGUGUGUAAUUACCCAGGGUGAAACAGGAACAGAACUGCCUUAUCUCCUUCGCUUCCCAAUGUCACAAAAACCCAUUUUAUUUUGAGAUUCAUAGUGGUGCUUGGCAAAGAUAAACAGCAUAUUCCAUCAGGAAACCUGGGACCUAUUUCCACAGGAAGUCUCAAAAUCACUUAAGUAAAUAAAAUGCUUUUGCAUUAUUGCGACCGUGCCACUAAGUACUGCAGUGAUUUCAAUAAGUGGAGCUAGGUGUAAUGAGACAUCUCACAUUAUUUGAUUUCCAUCCAGACGUUCUUCCCUAUCACAUUGUGAAGAACAGGGUGAUUCAUAAUGACGUUAAGGAAAUGUCCCGAACAGAAAUGAGAUGAAAGCCCGUGCAGAAGAGAUCCUCAUAAUAUCAUGUCAGCCGCACAAUUAAGGAAAAAUGUGUCUGUCCUUCUCUAACACUUCCUUCAUUUUAUCUUUUAAUGUUUGUGCAUUCUUGAAACUUGACUUCUUCAGUAGAAGCCAAGGUUAAAACCACAAUGAUUGAAGAAUGCGGAUAACAUUUCAUUUUUAUAUGCAUGUCAUUUUAUCCUGAGCUUGAUAACAUGUGGACGUGUCUCAGACCGUAACUUACUGUAACUGCAUGGAGUAACUGCGUAUUAGGUGGAGCCAAUAGUGCAGAAUAGGUCAGAGUACCUGUCUUGCAAAGACUUCUCAUUGAGUUGUAUUGGGAAGUCUGUGAUUGGACAACCUGCUGAAGAAGGUGGGAGAGAGGGGGCUUACAAAGGUAGCAGACAAGAGAUCUGCAGCAUUUGAAAUAUUCCAGUGAACAAAAACAUGCAUAUUUAAAAGUAUUAAGGUUUUCAUUUGGGGUAUAUCUACUAUAUAGGAAUUUAUUUUUAUUUAUUGCAUAGGCCUCCUGCACCUUAUCCUUCAGGGGUUGCUCAUGGAAUCAAAGAAGGACCACAAGCACAUAGGGCCCUACUUUGGGGUCCCCAAUGCAUUUGGUGAAAGGGGCCUUGAAAAUAUAUGGCCCCUGUCUAUCCUCUGCCUGAGGUCAUUUUAUCGUUGGUCCUGCUCUGCGUGGGAUGGCCUGCCUCACCCUGGUUAGGGGUGGUGGCAAAGAUUAUAAUAAAUCUGGUAUAACAAAGCUCUCCUUUGCACAUGGGGUGAAGAGAGAGGGAGUUUUUUAAUAUUCACAAUGUCUCGUCCUUUGAUUAAUAGUGUGAUUUGUUAAACACCUAAGUACAGCAGAUAUGUCUUUGAAUAUCCAUCAGGGAAGGAUGGAGUAACUUAGCUUUCUCAUCAUUAAUAAAGUUUCUAGAGACCCCAAUGUAAUUAUAUAACAUUGGAGGGAAGAUUAUUACUGCAACACAGUCUGUUGUACAAAAGGUCCCUUGCUCUAAGUUAGCUUUUCAUUUCAAGGGAGAGACCUACAAAGUUUUAUCCUAUUUCUAUUUGUACCUUUUACUCGUGGACGAAACCUAUGAAGGUUACCUAGAUUAUAAAUUCUUUCGAGCAAGGCCCUCAGUGACCCAUUGUUCCCUUAUAAACAUUCUAAUGGUUGCUUUUUAACCUUUGUUAUGUUCCAGAAUUAUUUUGCACAUAUCUGCAGAUUAUAAUGGUGUUUUUUAAAAUGCUAAUAAUAAUAUUUUUUAUUAUUAUUAUUAAUAUUAUUAUUAUUAAUAUUAUUAUAAUAAUGUGGAAAUCAGCCAGAGAGGGUUUUGGCUACCGCCAUAUUUUGACAUAAGUUACAGAUGUCCUUAUACCUGUGUCUUUACUGUUUACUAAGCUUAACGUGAAAAAAAAAAAAAGAUUUUCUUUAAAAUCCCCCAUGUAAAGAGAUUUAAUGACAAUUUAUUUGGUUAUUUUCAGAUGUACCCAAUGGACUUCAAAUUAGUUUGAACAAAGAGCCAUCUGAAGGAGAAGAUUUCAUAUUAUCAUGUACAGCGAACAAGUACCUAUACACAGAUAUCAGCUGGACCUUAAUCAGGACUGCCAAAAACCGCACAACGCAUCACAGCAUUAGCAAGCACAGAGACGCCAUUACGAACCAGUACUCUACUACUCUCACUGCGCUCAUCAGAAACACCACUCACGCCGACUCGGGCAUCUAUUCUUGUAAAGCAAAAAACAUACAUACAGGGGAAAUUGUCCAGGAGAGGAGAGAAAUUGUUAUCAAAGGUGAGAACACUGGCCAAAAAAAACCAAAGACCUUAAGUUUGAAAAGAAGGAAAAGCAGCGUUACAAGGGAACGUGUUGUAUCCCAUUAAAAGACUUGAUCAAACUUACAGAGGUUUCAAAGAUUGUGAUUAAUUAUUGAAGGUACUGAAUACGCUUCUCGGACGUAUUGGAAAAACGACCCUGCACGUGAGGAGCAGUGGUGCAUCACCCAGAGUAUUCAGUCCCUGCUUUUUUGUCAUUUGUAUUACAAGCAGGGAAUUCUGCGCAGGCAAGCAGCAAGACACUUUCACCGUUAUAUUAUAUGGAGUUUUUUCUUUCAAGUGAUGUCGGCCAUAUUGUUCCAGUACUAAAACCACUAUGCAUAUAGUACUGAAAAUAAAUGUAGCAUUUAUUGAUUCAACUUAGCUGUAUUUUUGCACCUCAGAGAUUAAAAUGGCCUUACUAGUUCCCAAACCUACACCUUAUUGGUUGGUAUCCAUUUUCAUGUGAUUUGGUUGAUUAUGUCUACAAUUUAUUCUUCCCCUAAAGCUGAUAUGCCUUAACUGCUUUUGAAAGAGUAACAAGAAGACGGCAAGUGAGCUGCGAACAUAAAAAUACAGCUAUAAAGGCCCAAGGCAUAAACUCUGACUAAAAGACAUCACAUUUCAAAGACUGUUAUGCAAUUUGACAUAGUUGGUUUUAAAGGUAAAAUGUAUAAAACAAAAAGUCUCAAAGGUGACAAGUUCACUUUACACACUGAUAAAGGUUCCGUUUUGAAAUUCAUUCAUUCAUUCAAAUGAAUGAUAAUAUAAUAUAUUUAAUAUGUGUUAUGUUUGCACAACACGUAAAUAUAUGAUGACAUUUAAAAAUGCAGUUAGGCAAUACUAGACACUGAAUUUUUUUACAGAGAACAACCCUAAUACUUGGGUUACCAAUUAACCUGGAUUGUUAUUUUAUCAUAGAAUGUUUUGUUUUUUUGAAAUUGAUGCCAUGUGUUUUUGCAUAUCUUCUGUUACAUUUAUAAGUUGAGAGUGAGUAUUCACCUUAUGCCAGACAGAGAAAAGCACAAUUUUAAACAAUUUGAGCUCCUGUAUUAAAGGGACGCUAUAGUCACCAAAACAACUUUAGCUUAAUGAAGAAGUUAUGGUGAAUAGAGCAUGCCCCUGCAGUCUCACUGCUCAAUUCUCUGACAUUUAGGAGUUAAAUCACUUUGUUUAUACAGCCCUAGUCACACCUCCUUGCAUGUGACCUACACAGCCUUCCUGAACACUUCUUGUAAAUAGACAUCUAAUGUUUAAACUUCCUUUGUUGCAAAUAUAAUUUAAUCUAGAAUUUCUUAUCUCCUGCUCUGUCAUUAGCCUUCAAGAGCUUACAUAACCUCCUGUGUGUGAUUAAAGCUUAAUUUACAGAGCAGGAGACAAAAGCAUCUAAAGCAAGUUAACAUCUGUUUGAAAAUAAACUGUUUUUUUCAUGCAGGCUAUGGGAGGUUUGGCUAGGGUUGCAUAAACAGAAGCAAAUGUGAUUUAACUCCUAAAUGGCAGAUAAUCGAGCAGUGAGGCUACAUGGGGCAUGAUACAGUCAAACUACUUCAUUAGGCUACAUUUAUUUUAAUGCUUCUAGUAUUCCUUUAAUAAAUCAGUGACAGAAGGCUUAUCAUUGAAUUGAGUAGAUCAGUAACAUUCCGUUAUUAUAUUCUGAAACAUAAUUGGUGUCAGAUAUACUUGACAGCAAAUAAUGGUCAGAAAGUACAGUUUAUAAUAGGAUCUAAUGAGGAUACUGUAUUAAAAGUCUCUCUGCUCUGGGGUUAAGUGUAAUUAUUGUAUGCAGUAUUGUGUGUAUCUGUGCUUGUAUGUAUAGUUGAGUAUGUGUGAUUGUGUAUAUAUGUCUUUUAUAAAUAUAUUUAUAAAUAAAAAUGGGGCUGACAAGAUUUAAUGGACAAGGUUUAAACUAGACUCAGGCGCUGUACGCAAAUGAAAAUUGUUAGUACACAUACAAUGGGGCAAGCACUACAUAAAUAUAGAAAAAAGUGAACGUGUCACAAAUUAAUAUAUGGAAAAAAAUAAAUAUAAAAAUGUAAAUGUUUGCUAUAUUUAAAGUAUGCAGCUACUAAUUCAAAUAACAAAACGCGCAAGAAUUGGUGAUAUGGAUGUAAUUCUCUAAAUUAUGUUAAUGCAUAGUUUCCUUCUCACGUAAUCAUUAUGGAGGAGUAGGAGGUAGGUUUAUAAAUCUUCCCUUGGAAAAAAAAAAAUCAAAAUGUGUAAUUUUUCCCCACUUGAAAUAAGAUCUCUCCCAUAGCAGGGUUAGGCAACUUUCGGCACUCCAGAUGUUUUGGACUACAUCUACCAUAAUGCUCUCACAGUCACAAUGCUGGCAAAUCACCAAGGGUAAUGUCCACAUCUGGGUGUUGAAGGUUGCCCAUUCCUGCCCUAUAGUCUUUUGCAUUUUUCUCUCUCAGACGAGCAAAAGAAUGCCCCUCUCUGAAAUAGUGCAUUUGAUUUUAAAAGUACAAGACUGUAGUGAUUACUAUAGAGGGAAUGUAUGCGCAUACCAAGCAAAAAUGCUUUUACUUUGGGUUUCUCUAAAGAACGUUAUUGAGGGGUAAUUUAUCUCCCUCUGCGUAUCCUAAAAUGGCAGCUUACCAUUUCACAACUAAAGAAAAACUAAUGUAUUGCUCAUCUUUUAACCAAAUAACGCCUCAAAGAGUAAUCGUAUUUUAUCAUGGCCAUAAAUGCGUGUCUAUGUGCAUGUUUUAUAUAUAUAUAUAUGUGUGUGUGAGUGUGUAAAUAUUUGUGUAUAUGAGAGUGUGUGUUAUUUUAUUUUUAUAAAUAAGCUGUCUGUGUAUCAAAUAAAAACAAAGAAUAUAUGAUGUCUCUGUAAAAUAUUGAAAAUAUAAUAAAGAUUAUUAAUAAUUUAGGCUGUUAAAUAAUGUUAAUAUGCGCCCCAGGUGGUCUAUGUGUGUAUAACCUUCCCUCUGAAUAAUUAUGUUUAGAUAUAUUGAUGAUUUUGUUUAUAGUGUAAAUAGUUCAUAUAAUUCAUUAUUAUAAUACUGUAAAAAGUCAAGUAUUUAAAAUAUUGAAUGCCUCAAUAUAUUGUGUAUUGUUUCUGUAUAAUAUUUAAGUUAAUCUGUUUUUUUUGUUUGUUUUUUAAAUUGAAAGAAUGCAUUGAUAUAAUAGAUACAGAAUAUAGCAACAUAGUGCAUUUUACAAUUAUACAUCUUGCAAUGAUCAUUGUUCGAUGGUAUGAGAUGAACCUAUACAUCCUUGGCGCUUUUCAAAAUGUAUCAUCUAAUUACCUUUUGUCUGAAUUCACUUACAUUUUUCGUGGGGUAUCACAAUAGGCCGGUUUUACAUUGCAACACUAAAUCUUCAGACUACACACACUGUUAAUUUGAGAUUUUUUUACAUUUGUAUUGCAAUUGUUUACAUUUAUAAGUCGUCUUCCUGUCCACAUUUUUACUGCAACAUCCCUGCUUAAGGGACUGUAUUGUGCUCUCUUACAGGCAAACCAUUGUGAAAUUCAGCAGUGAUCACUAAUCGGUUCAACUUUUUAAGUGUGGCUGGGUUGGUUAAAAUAUACAUUAUUACAUAAUAACAUUCCUUGUGACUAGCAAUCAAGUGUUAUACAUUGUUCAUGUUAUAAAUUCCAUCGUUAAUGAAAAGACAAAAGAUUAAAGUCAUCCAGUCAUAAUUUUAUAUUAUGCUUUAUCUUUCUUUUAAUUUAAAUUCAAACAUUUCCCAGAAAAACAUCCACCCAUAACGGCCAAAGAUAUGGUUGUCAGUAUUAAUCAAACUGGGUUUUUACAGGUUUAUAUUUGAACAUUUUAGUAAAGUUUGUUGUUUUUAGUCUAACCUUCUUUUGACUGUUUCUUGUAUAAAACAUUAAUUUGACUUUUAGACCACUUGUACGGGAUUGUGGGGAAUCUAUAAAUAUCACAUGCGUAGCUUGUUUUCGGAUUGAUUUAGUUAGGGCAACAAUCCAAAAUAAACAACUCUUUAAAUAGAAUAUUUGUAGAAAAGGGACAGGAAGAGAAGGAUUGACAAAGAGCAGAAACACUGUAGAUCACACAAAAUUGAAAUUUGAAAAAUUGAAAACUUGAGGCAUGACUUAAUGUUUUUCCAGUUUAAUAAAAUAAACUAUUUUGUCACCCUGCCAUAAAACGUGCAGAUUGCAUUGGGAUUAUGAAUUAUUUGCACGUAUGCAUGUUUGUAUGUAUGUUGAAUCAAAAAUACCAUAUAAUUUUCUCAUCCAUUUAAAAGAAGGCCACACACAGCUUUACUGAACAUUUCCAAACAUGGAGAAUUUACUAUCCAUUAAAUACGUCUUAUUCUGGAUUAAUAAUCUUGCUCUAUAUUUUUCGUUUUCUAUCAUAACAUUUAUUUUGCCAUAUCUGUACUAUUCUAAACUGUUAAAGAAAGGAUGUCAACAUCACCUGCUAGGAAAUUGUCAUGAUUUAAGAUUAGAGUUGAUACCAAAAGUGGUCCACACCAUACAGAAAGUAUUCAGUAAAUGUUUCACACAUUGAUUCAAAGCAUCUAGAGUUUUCAAGAUUUUCACACAUCAAAAAUAGUCAUGAACUUUUCAUCAGAAGUGGUAAUUGCCAAUGUAACUUUAGGUUCCAGAGGUGACAUUAUACACACCUUGUAUACAGCACUUUUUAAGUUCACUAUUAAGUGUGAAAUUUGAUAGGUUUAUUAACAUUUUCCUUUUGGAGGCAAACAUGUAUGAAGAAUUGCACAAUAAUCAUAAAUAACAAAAAAUCUUUCCCCAAAAAGUUUUUUAACUAAGUAAGAUAUGUGUGAACUUGUUAAAAUUGUAAGAAUUUAUGUUUUUGAGAGUUUUUUCACUUUUGUAAUGGAUGUUUUUAAAAGCAGGCAUUUAAAAGGUAGCAUUAAAAUCACUUUUUAUUUAUGGAAAUGAGCUAUAGAAAAUGAAAUGUGGGCAUGUACGUGGCUAUGAUAUUAACAUAAAUAUGAACUGAUAAUGCAAAUGUAUACAUUUUCAAAACCAAAACACUAAAAUAAAGUAGCUUUAUUUUAAAGAAAAACUUAGCCAAUUAACCCUUUAAAACAUUUACUGGUAUGUAUUGCAUCAGCUUGCAUCUUGAGGUUUAUACAUUUAUUUAUUUUUUCAGAUGUGUGAAGUAUUAGCCUUGUGCUGUGAAGGUGUAUCUUAUACAUAUUAGUUUUUACUUAGUUAUCUAAACCUUUAAGAACAACAACAACAAAUAAUAAUUUUGAAUUGCUCUGACAUACCUCCCAACAUUUGAAAUGGACAAAAAGGGACACUUUAACUUUAGGGGUGUGAAUUGGGGUGUAGCCACGGUUGAGGCUGUUCUGGGAACAUUUAGGUGACUUAGUAAUAACGUAUGCAAAUAAAAUGUAAUUUAGAACAAAAACAAUGUAUCUUAGUUAAACUGACUGAUUUCUAAACACAUUUAUUGUAGUUUAAAGAAGACACAUUACUGUGAAUAUUAUCGCUGCCGAGCUCUGUAGUACACUCAGAUACACCAACAACAUGGAGCUCAUAGAAACUAGGGACAUUAGGAUAGAAAAGAGGAACGGUGGGUUUUGAACCCAAAAUAGGGACAGUUGGGAGAUAUGCAGUGAUGUGCCAAUUGUAUCUGCACAAAUGACAAGGGAUAGGAGAUGUAAGAGUAAUUUAUUUACUUUAUAAGUGAGAAAUGAAACUUCAUUAUUAGAGUCAAAAGGGCUUCUACAUUGGAAAUAUAUUAUUUAAUGUAUUUGCAAAUGUAGCAAAAUAGCAAGGUGGGCUUAUGAAACAGAUGACGAUCACAGUGCAUUUUCUUUUUUACAAUUUACUACUGUCUUACAUACCAUAUAGGGAUCCAUUUAAUAAUAUAGAAGCUACAUUUUUCUAAUACAUAUUAAUAAACCGUUUGCCCUCACCUCUCACACAGUGCUAUUGUAGAUAUUAGAUAUUAGUCCUACCAUACCAUUAGUCUACCUACAAAUGUAUGUGUGCUAAAGCUGAAUUGUUGAAUAGUGGCAAUCUACAAUAGCUUGGAAAAUUUCUUUAAAAUAUGUAUGUGUUACGCAGCUGACGUCAUUCAUCCAUUGAUUAAAACCAGGAUUAUCACAACUAUAAACCAGCCAUACAUAUUACCAAUACUAAAUCAUCCAUAUUAGCGCGCCUUAAAUAAUCUAAGAAGAUGUUCUAAGUUGCAAAUGAUAUGUUUUUGUUGAUUGCAACAUAUUUUAUCAUUUUCCUUUACAUACUUGAAAUUAUUUUUUAAAUUAUAUUUUUCAAGAAAAAAAAAAAGGUGAUGGUAAUUCACAUUAAAAUACCAAAAAAUGUACAACAAGGUCUAUUUGUUAAUUAAUGAGUCAUGGUGGCUCGUGAAAUGAUGGGUAAAAUGUAGGUUAAGAUAGCAAAAUAGGGAAUAAUAUCCAGCAUGGCUGAAUAUUAAAUUUUAUCUUUUUGUCUAUUUUAAACAAUUUUUUUUCACGUUGUUUUCCAAGCCACCAGUAAAUAAACGUAUAUAAUUCUUCAUAAAAUGUAAAUAUCUAUGACCCUCCCCCUAAAAAUGUACACUGUGAACUGGAAGGAAACUUUCCAUUGAAUAAAUGCAGGUAUUUAUGUUAAUUACACAUUAAUUCAUAAAGCAAUGUAACUUAUUUAAUUUCAAGCAUCCGAAAAUACUUAUUUAUGGAGUAAUAGUCUAAAUAUAUAUAUAUUCAUUAACACUGUCAUACUGUUGAAAUAUUAAAAAUAUACUUACUGCGGUUAUUUUAUUGCAAUGCAACAUAUUACAGUUUUUUUGUUAUUUGAUUAACAAAUUAUACAUAUUUUGUAUAUAUAU
Molecule: messenger RNA, 46439 nt
Organism: Pelobates cultripes (western spadefoot toad)
Lineage: Eukaryota; Metazoa; Chordata; Amphibia; Anura; Pelobatidae
Source: the annotation of a GenBank genome assembly